Molecule: messenger RNA, 52315 nt
Organism: Pelobates cultripes (western spadefoot toad)
Lineage: Eukaryota; Metazoa; Chordata; Amphibia; Anura; Pelobatidae
Source: the annotation of a GenBank genome assembly
AUGUCUGUCUUUACAAGUGUCAAUGAAAUUACAGUUCUGGGCUACAAUCACUGUGGUUCUCUUUGUCUGUUUCUGAAAACAUCUGCACAGAUCAUUUUAGAGAAACCUAACGUGGGACGGGCCUUUCUUUGGGUGAGUCACAUCUAUAAGUUAGUUUCGCUUUGGCUGCAAGAAGGCACAAGUACCAGCUGCACCAUCUCCCUUGUUUUGUAUUCAUGUGCACACAGCCUCAGCUCAAAGAAAAUGCCCUGUUGUGAAUAUACAACAAAAAAAGAAGUUCGAAUCAGGAGUGUUCCAUUGGGGACUUUAAAAUAUCUGAUCACCCUAGCUGUGUUCUUAUACAUGUGGUGAGUACCGAUAGAAUGUGAUUUUUAUUUAAAUGCUCUGUAUAGAAGAUCCCAAUGUUGGGUGUUGGUAAAUUACUGGUUAGUCUAUAAAGCUGAAUGUAUUUAAACAGCUGCUAAUAUGCACUAAUCGUACCCUUUGCAGACAAAUGAAAAUACUAUUACUUAAGGGAUAUAUUGUAACUGUGUCUGCAAAUUCAGGAAAUAUCCCUGAAAUUACACUUUGAAUAUUUACUAAAGGUAGGUCAUAGUCAAAUUCCUAUAUUAGAUCUGGAGGUGCAAUUUCAUUUAAUAACAAUUCUACACCUGCUAAAAACAAAACAAUAAAAUGAGAGAGAGUGAAAGAAAGACCAAAGAUGUUAUGCAGGAGUUUAAAAUUUACAAAAAAUCUGUGAUUCUCUCAAGUCCCACAACAGAAGGAGUUUGCAUUACUAGUCUCGCCCAACUCUCACACACAAAGCUGCAUCACAAAUAUUACAGAGCCAAAUCACAGAUAUACUACUUCACGUUCAGGUGUAUAACUCCCACCACACACAUUUAGCCCAACCAUAACAUGCAAUUAAUACUAGCAUUUAUAGAGCCCCAACAUAUUCUUCAUCUUAGAACAAACUACAAUUUUCAUCACACACAAUAUACAUUCCAUGACACAACUAUGCCAGUCACACACAUACAGCCUCACACACAAACACAUACAUAUUCUUCAGCGCUUUACAUCAUAGAACAAACCACAAUUUUCAUCACACACUAUACACACAGGAUACACUAUACAAAUUCCAUAACACAACUAUGUCAGUCAUGCACAUACAGCCUCACACAACUCAGACAAAUAUGUUGGAAGAGAUAAGUCUAGUGAUGGGGAGGGAAUACUAUCAUAGAAAAGCAACACAGUUCUGUUUGUCAUGGUGAAUGGUUAGCUAGAUUCUCAAGCUCUUUGGUGAAUCUGCAGGUUUUACUUGUGCAUGGGCAUAUUCAGUGUUUAAAGGGGAACUUCUUUAUGGGGAAUAGGCAUAGCAUAGGUUAUGAGUAGAUUCUCAGAAUAAUAUUUUAAACGUGCACUUGUUCUAUGAAUUUGGACUCAUGGUUUUGAAGGAAAAUAGGCAGGUUCGGAAUCCUGUUAACAAUUCUACUCCUAUGGAAAAGACAGGUUGAGACAUUAGAGUGAAAGUUGUGCUGCAUGUUAAAGGACCAAUAUAGGCACCCAGACCACUUCAGCUCAAUGAAGUGGCCUGGCUGCCAGGUCCCCCUAGUUUUAACCCUGCACCUAAAACCAUAGCAGUUUCAGAGAAUCUCCCUGACAGCCACGAGAGGCCGCUUCUGCGAUUUACACAGAGUAAAUCACAAUUUUUUGACGCUGGACAUCCUCAUGGAGUCCAGUGUCAAAAAAGAUCCCCAUAGGAAAGCAUUGAGUAAUGCUUUACUAUGGGCAGGUUUAAAUGCACACUCGCCUCUGGCCGCGCAUUCGCAUUUGGCUCCACUUGGAAGCUGACGUCGAUAGAGGAGGAGAGGUCACUGGAUUAAGGUAAGCAAAUAAAUGGUUCAUUAAUCAUUUAUUUAAUGCGUAACUGGGCCCCUUGUCACCUAAACGGUGACUAGGCUCUAUAGUGUUCCUUUAAGGUUAAAGCAAGCAUCAAAUAGUUACAGUUUUACUGUGAUGAGUCAAGUUAAUUUUUAUAGUGCACAAUUUUACCCUUCAUAACUAAGUUUGUCCCUGGCAUACAAACAUUUGAUAGAAGUAGAACAUCAUUUUUAUUUAUACUUUGCUUUUCAUGGAUACCUUACAAUUUUAUUUAUGUCAAAUAACACAAUUUUACUUUAUUUUAUUUUAAUUUAUUAGAUCAAGAAUUACAGAUUUAUUAUAUAAAAUAACUGUAAGUAAAGGUGCACAGAUGCGAACACCUAUUCUAUACAGGAAAGUUUGCAUGUAUGGGAAAGAAGAGGUUAAUGCAGUAAAAAUACUAUAUUUUGACUGGUUUGAUGCAUAUAGCUACUCAGAAUACAUGUGGAAUUCAAACAAUGAUCAGUGAUCUAAAAAAUCUUCAGGCAAGAACACUGCUUUAUAUAAACAGAACUAGCACACACAGACCAUGUUGGAUCAGUGUGGGUAGAGCUCCUGAACACUAACAGGGAUGGAGAAGGAAGUGGUCAGAGCACCCAAAUAUAGAAAAUACCAAAAGCCUAAGUGUAACAAACAAGCUUUAAAAACUGUCUUUACACUUUUAGUGUAAAUAGUGUUCCAAGGCAGAAGGACUCAAUCACAGUUAAAUAUAUAUAGUUUGUAGAAUUCUUUGUUUCAUGCAAUGUCCACUUUGUGACUGCCAACUGUAGUACUUUCAGCGGGGCAGUCACAAUUUUGGGUUCCUGGCCACAAUCCUGAUGUAGUUCUGGAUGUCCUGUAUUCGGAGACACCAGGAAACUCUCCCCAAACAGCACAGUAAAAGCACAUGAUUAGACGCACAUGCACGGUGCAUUGGGCAUUAAGAUCAUGCAAGGACCACUUCAGCAACACUUUCUGCAUGGUCCUGCAGGUUUGGAGCUGGCUGGGAGGUUGUCUGUCAGCUCUGUGUGCUUGAUCCCAGGCUGAAAUACCGCUUCCCAGGUAGUCCUUCCAAUUAUGGGUGACAUCAGUAGUGCAAUUUCGGUCACUGGUGAUGCUCCCUGGAAAGCCAGCCCACCUGUCCUGAUUUCAUACCUUCCACUGUUGGGAGGUAUGCCCUGAGCUCACAUUAUGGUAUACAGGUCACUGCCUGCUGUUUACAUUGAAAUGCACAGUCCAUAGUAAAAUGAAUGAUAUGUUUUCCAUAGAAUUUUACUUUUCUUUAGAAGUUAUUCAUUUAUUUUAAAAUCACAUUAUUUGAUUUGUUUUAUUUUUUUUUUACAUGCAGUUGUAUUUUGUUCAUUGAAAAGGGCUAUCAGAAAAAAGACUCCGUUAUCAGUUCAAUUCACACAAAGGUUAAAGGAGUUUUAGAUGCUGAUAAUAGGAUCUGGGACACUGCAGAAUAUACAAUACCAUCCCCGGUAAGUCACAUUACAAAUGUUUCACAUACCUGUAAUAGACUUAAUGGGAUAAUCUGGGCACUUAUACAAAUGCAAUGCAUUAGAAAGGUUUUGGCCUCACUUUAUUUUGUAUGCUUGCAUCUUUAUAGUUUUUGCACAAAAAAAACUUAUUUUGCAGAAUGCUGAUCAUAGACCUGUCUUCUAAGUCACACCUCAGUUAAAAUAAAUCAAUUAGAAUCAAUGAUUCAAAGAGCUCUGGGUAUACAGUCAUGCGAAAAAAACAAGUACACUCUCUUUGAAUUCUAUGAUUGUACAUAUCAGGACAUAAUAACAAUCAUCUGUUUUUUGGCAGGUGCUAAAAUUAGUUAAAUACAACCUCAGAUAAACAACAACCCAUGACAUAUUACACCGUUUCAUGACCUAUUUAAUAAAAAUAAAGCCAAAAAACUAAGCACACCUUAUGAUUCAAUAGCUUAUACAUCCACCUUUAGCAGCAAUAACUUGAAGUAGUCAUUUUCUGUAUGACUUUAUCAGUCUCUCACAUCAUUGUGUAUUAAUUUUAGCCCACUCUUUACAUCGUUGCUUCACAUCAUUGAGGGGUGCUGGCCUUUGUUAAUGCACAUCUCUCUUAAGGUCCCUGGACAGCAUCUUGACAGGUCUGAACUUUGACUGGGCCAUUGCAACAACUUGAUUAUUUUCUUUUUUAGCCAUUCUGUUGUAGAUAUGCUUGUGUGCAUGGGAUCAUGGUCUUGUUGCAUGAUACAGUUUCUGACAAGUUUUAUCUGUCGGACAGAUGGUCUCACAUUUGACUCUAGAAUACCUUGGCAUACAUGGGAGUACAUGGUUGACUCAAUGACUGCAAGGUUCCCAGAUCCUGUGGCUCCAAAACAAGCCCAAAUCUUCACCCCUCUACCACAGUGCUUGACAGUUGGUAUGGUUUGUGCUGAUAUGCAGUGUUUGGUUUUUGGAAAACAUGGCACUGUGCAUUAUAGUCAAACAUCUCCACGUUGGUCUCAUCUACCAAAGGAAAUAGUUUCAGAAGUCUUGUGGUUUGUUCCAUACAACAUUGCAAACCUAAGUUGUGCUGCCAUGUUAUUUUUAAAGAGAAGAGGCUUUCUUCUGGCAACUUCUUCCAAAUAAACCAUACUUGCUCAGUCUUUUUCUAAUUGUACUGUCAUGAACUUUAACAUUUACCAUGCUAACUGAGGCCUGUAGAGUCUGAGAUUUUUUUUGCAAUUUUUCUGAGCAUUGCAAGGUCUGACCUUUGGGGACAAUUUGCUGGGACUUCCACUCAUGGGAAUAUUGACAACAAUCUUGAAUAUUUUCCAUUUUUGAAUAAUCUGUCUCACUGUAGAAUGAUGAACUUUAAAUUGUUUGGAAAUGGCCUUAUUACCCUUCCCAGUUUGAUGGGCAGAAACAAUUGCUUCUCAGAUCAUUACUGAUGUCUCUCCUCCUUGGCAUUGUGUUAACACGCCUAAAUGCUCAAGACCAGCAAACUGCUUUAUAGGUAAUCACACUUGCUAAUGAUCAAUUACCAUAUUAAUUCCUAUGGAAGCAGUGACUUAGUACUUUGUUUUUCACACUUGGCUUCCCCAUUUUGUCUUUAUUUUUGUUAAAUAAAUCAUGACACGGUGUAAUAUGUUAUGUGCUGUUGUUCACCUGGGGCUGUAAUUACCUAAUUUUAAGUUCUGCUAAGGAACAGAUGAUUGAUAUUAUGUCCUGAUUUGUAAAACCAUAGCAUUCAAAGAGGGUGUACUUUAUUUUUCCCAUGACCUCUGCGAACACACAAAUAAACUGCAGGAUUUAAUGGCAUUAGCAUUUAAAGAUCUCUGACUGAAUAAUUUUAUACACACAAUAAUCCACUUUUGUAAAGUCGAUACCAAAUGUCUGCACAACAUGCCAAUGGACAGACUAACUGCUAUAGUUUACGAUACUGUGAAAUCAUUCUAUUUGGUAUGGUUCCGUGUCUAGAUUACAGAGACAUCAUGAACUUUACCAUUGGUCACUCAGCUUAGUCCACCUUACAGCACACCCUACCAGCGCACCCUACCCUCUCUUUUUCUUUUUUGUUCAUCGCUUGUCAUUUCUCUCUUCCAUGCUCCUCUCUGGUGCUAUAUUACUUUACAUUUAUAAAAUAACAUUUCUCUGGCUAUAAUUUAGCUUUGUUAUAAAGUUAACCACUAAUACUGGACCAUUAAAUCUACAUAUAUACAAAGGCAAAUAUUUAGUCUCCUAUAGUAUAUAAAGAACAGGUCUUAAUGUAUAACAUGCACUAUACUAAAUCUACUAUAAUUAUUAUAGGGAUAGUUAUCAAGGCUCAAGUUCAACUUAUUACACAUCCAUGUUUCUACUGCUGAUCCAAAAAAUAUAUAUGAAGAGCUGUUUACAAUUUUGUUUUAAAAACAUUCUGACUCCAGAUUUUAAAUUGAGGUUAACUAUUACUAAUUACUACACGGUGUAUGCAUUGAAUGGAACAUGGUUUACAAAUUACACAUGUAAAGUAAAUACUGAUUAAUGGACCAUAGAAUGAGGAAUACUAACGUGUUCCGAACGCUAUCGUGUUUUACUAAAUACUUAGAUGAACCCCCACAAAUGCAAUAAAAAAGUCACCUUUUAGCCCCAUGCAGCCCUGACUCCAUCGCUGAGAUAAUCAGUCAAGAUGAUCUCAGCCAAUGCUACCUCAAAGGAAAAAUCGCAAUGUUGCACCAAUCAGUAUCUCCUCAGAGAGGCAAUGAGUGUUUAGCGCAGAGACGCUGAACGCUGGUUCUGCAAUCUUUGCAGGACCAAACCCGGGAAGUCCCUCUAAUGGCUGUCAGAGUAAUAGCUGCUAGAUGUGAUUAUAGGCAGCAGUGCAAACACUGCCUUUUCUCAGGAAAGGCAGUGUUUGCUCUGCUGAACAUGCAGGGACAGGCUUUAUUUCCCAGAAUCUAUACAUCAAGCUGUAAUGGUUCUAGUGAAGAUAGUGUCCCUUUAAAAGGAUAUUUCAGAGAGGCUCCUAUUUGAAACAAUUCAAAGCUUCAGAACACAACUACCGACAGGAUGUGGACAAGGUAAAACCAUGUGACAAAGGUGUGCAUGUGCAGUUCUUCGCACACUGAAAAAAGUGGAACCAGUUGUGCAUGUGAAACACAGACAAAAAGAUUCUCACGCAUGCAUGAUUAUGAUAGGUACUGUAAUGACCUAAAAAAACUACUUUGUCAUACUUUUUACAGUUUUUUAUCUACCCCUUCUGAUAUAAAGAUGAGUUGCUAGAUAUUUAAUUUUCUCAGAAUAAUAAAUUCACCUUGACAGUAAAGUAAAAUACUUGGCAAAAAAAAAAGUUUCCCAUAAAGAGCGCUUUGACAGUGCCCUGCACAUGGGAAACCUUUGUCAUGGAUGGCACACAUCCCUUUUCACAUCUGAUGCUGGCAAAUGUGAAAUAACCCAUAAAAAAUUACAGUGUUCGGUGUUUAAAAUGUUUAAUUAAAUAGACUAAAAUUAUCUGGGGAGGAGCUAGUAUCCGAGCUGAGCAGUCGCAUUACCAAAAGCUGGACUUUGGGCAGAAAUUAACUAAAUUUACUCACCGAUUAUUGUCACUAUGGGCUCAUUGACCAUGAGACGCAAAUCUAAAAAAAACUAAACCGUAUCGGCCUUACCAUGAUUUGGGUGAUUUAUUCGUCUGCAGAGAGCAGACUCAAUGUGGUGUCAGACGUCGAAGAUGACACCGACUCCUCUCCAUGGAAGAUUUGAGCUUCCAGGAUCCCUCCAGGUUUCCACAAACCGAUAAUGAGGACUCAUCCCCGCUGCCAAAAGGCAUUCUUAGGACCCAUUGGUGGAUCCCCAACAAAAUAUAUCUGCGGGCAUUUCUCAAUUCUAGGAAGAUAUUAAAGGAUUCUCCACCAGACAUAGCUAUGUUGAAGAGAUCAUGACCUCUCAGUGUACCAAACUUGUGGAGCUGAACAAAACGUGCAUUCUGGCAUGUUUACUCCCUUCUGGUUUAGAGAGACGUGUAUACUGUACUGCUCUUUCAUCAUUAUCAGUCAAUUUUGAAUGUAACGUAAUGCAUAUAUCCGAUGACCUAAAAUUAUCAUUAUUAAUAUUAAUAUUAUAAUAUCAAAGUUUUUACUAAUUGCGCAUUAACCAUUCUUAAUUCAUGAUUAAACCAAAGGCACAAAACAGCAUCAAACUUAGAAACUGAGAUCAGAUCAGGAAGUCAGACAAGUCAUGGCAUACAUAGAUUCAGGGCUGCCAUCAGACAUUUACGCCUACAGGGCCUGCCACUCAUUUCACCACCAUCUCGUAGACACUUUGAGCUGCAGUAGGUGAUGUAUGUGUGUUUGUAGGGGAUGUAAUGUGUGUGUUUACAGAAUGUUGAGUAUGUGUAUAGGGACCCAAUGUGUGUAGGGGAUGUAGUAUGUGUGUUGUGGAUGCUGUGUGUUUUUCAAGGAGGAAGUGUUCGUAUAUAGUGAAUGCAGUGUUAAUUUUGUCGACUAACAAUUUUUGUCAGUUAAGUCAACUAAAUUUUGGAGACAGUGGCGUACUAAGGGGGGACGGAGGUGGCGGUCCGCCCCGGGUGCCACCAGGGUGGGGGGUGCCUUGGGAGGGGGCGCCGCCAGGAGCGCCGGCCCCCCUCAUGCUGCAGGCGCCUGAGCACUCUGCAGAGAGCCUCAGGCGGCUGCAGCUUUGCCCGCCCAUGCGCAGCCUGAGGAGAGGGGCUGACAGGAGGGAAGCGCUCAGCUCCCUCCUGUCACUCCCUCAAUGUAGCGUGGCCGAGCCCUGUAGUCCUUGGUACAGGGAGCAUCUGUCUCCUGUACCCGACUAACAGGAAGUACACUGAGUGUUCAUUUCCUGUAGUCCGGCCGGGUACAGAAGCUCCCUGUACCCGCUGACCCUAUAUAGAGCUCGCCACGCAGGAGGUGGUGGGGGGAGAAAUUGGGAAGGGGGGAUAAAUAAAGAUUGGGAGGGGGGGAGGGGAUAAGGAAAUUGGGAGGGAUAAAGAUUGGGAGGGGAGUUGGGGAUAAAGAAAUAUUGGGAGGUGGGGAUUAAGAAAGAUUGGGAGGGGGGUGAUAAAGAUUGGGAGGGGGAUAAAGAAAGAUUGGGAGGGGGAUAAGGAAAUUGGGAGGGGGGAUAAAUAAAGAUUGGGAGGGGGGAUAAAUAAAGAUUGGGAGGGGGAUAAAGAAAGAUUGGGAGAGGGGGAAAAGGAAAUUGGGAGAGGGGAGAUAAAUAAAGAUUGGGAGGGGGAUAAAUAAAGAUUGGGAGGGGGGAUAAGGAAAUUGGGAGGGGGGGAGAUAAAUAAAGAUUGGGAGGAUAAAGAAAGGUGGGAGAGGAUAGGAAGUAGGAGGAGACAAAUAAAGAUGGGGGAUAAAGAAGAUUAGGGAUAAAUAAAGAUUGGGGGAUAAAUAAAGAUUGGGAGAAGGAGGGUAUAAAGAAAGAUUGGGAGGGCAGAAAGAAAUUGGGGAGGGAGAAGGAAAUUGGAGGGGGAUCAAGAAAGAUUGGGGGUAUAAAGAAAGAAAUUGGGAGGGGGAGAAGGAAACUGGAGAGGGGGGGAUAAAGAAAGAUUGGGAGGGGGAUAAAGAAAGAAAUUGGGAGGGGAGAAGGAAAUUGGAGGGGGGGAUAAAGAAAGAAAUUGGGAGGGGGGAGAAGGAAAUUGGAGAGGGGGAUAAUUACACACACUUAAUGCACCCCUUACACACACUCAAUGCAUCCGUACAUACACAGAAACACACCUUGCAGCCCUUACACAUACAAACACAGAUUCACACAAUGCAUUCCUUACACGCAUAUCAGGACAUCCCCUACACACUCCACCCCCUGUGAACAAACUCAUUGGUGGAACAUGAAGGUGGACCCUGGGACCCAGACCUUGAGCUGUGUAAAGGACCCCCAAAAAAUGGAGCUGCUUCCUGUUCUCCCAGAACAUUGAUUUUUGUGACCACAGUUACAAACCGCCUCCAGAGAGCCUGUUCUACACCAGACCAGUGGAGCCAGACUGCAGCUAGAGCCCAUCAUCAUCCUCAUCUGGUUGUAAGUAGGCAAUCUAGUAUAUUAUUCGUGGCACUAAUCUCUAAUUUACCUCACAUUAAAGAAACACUAUAGUCCCCAGAACCACUGCAGCUUAAUGUAGUGGUUCUGGUGUCUAUAGCCUGUCCCUGCAGGCCUUUUAAUGUAAACACGGCGGCACUGCAGCACUGGCGUUAGAUAACAUGGCAAAUCAUAUGGGUGGGGCAUUGUGAUGUCACAUGGGGGGGCGUCAAACUUUACUUUUGCCUAGGGCGGCAAAAAUCCUUGCACUGGCCCUGGCUGGAGGGGGCUGUGUGAGCUGUGGCCGCACAGUGCCCCAUGGUAGUUAGGGUACAGCUGACACAAGCAAACAGCUGAUAAACUGGCCGCACGGAGGAGAAGUGGGGCAGAGCUAAGCAAAAUCGGAGGCGCAGCCAAACUGGCGCUGGGGGCGGGGCUUGGGGGCAAGGGGGUGCCAAGCACAGGAUCUGCUCCAGGUGCCAAAUGCUCUAGGUACACCCCUGUUUGGAGAUUUAGUCUUCUAAAACUAGAUUAAAACGAAGACAAUUCAGAUGACUAAAAUACAAGUAAAACUAAAAUGGCUUUUUAGUCAAAAGAAUAUAACUAAAAUUAAACUGAAAUUUGCUGCUAAAAUUUACACUUGCGGGUAAGACACACGAGGAGCCUGGGGAAAUGAGACACAUAGAGGGACUGGGGGGGAAAUGAGCACAUAGAGUAACUUGGGUGGAAUGAGACACAGGGAGGGGCUGGGGGGAGGAAUUGAGACACUUGUGGCUGGGGGAAUGAGACACAUGGGGGAGGUCAGAUGCGUGGAGGGGCUGGGCAAGACUUAAAGUGACAUAGAGGUGCUGGGGAGAAAGAGGCAAGAUGGUGGGGGAAGAGAUACACAAAUAGAGCUGUGGAGAGAAAGAGGCACACACAGGAGCUGUGGGGGGCAAAGAGCCACAGAGGGGCUGGGGAAGGGGCAAAAGAGACAUACAGUGGAAGGGGCAAAAGAGACAGACAGGGGCUUUGGGGAAGACACCCAGAGGGGCAGGGGGAACACAAAGAGACACAGACGGUCUGGAAAAUGAGCAAAAGAGACAGAUAUCGGCUUCAACUAAAGCUGUUAGAUUUUAGUUGUGUUGACUAAAAUCUACUAGGAGAUUUAGGUGACCAAAACUAGACUAAAAGUAAAGCAAUUUCAGAAUACUAAAAUACGACUAAAACUAAAAUGGCUUUUCAGUCAAAAGACUAUGACUAAACUAAAUUGAAAUUUGCUAUCAAAAUUAACACUGGCAGUAUGUGUAGUGAAAUCAGUGUGUGUUUGUAAAGGGGAUGCUGUGUGUAGUGGAUGCAGUGUGUGUUUGUAUAGGGGAUACUAUGUGUUUAACCCCUUAAGGACACAUGACAUGUGUGACAUGUCAUGAUUCCCUUUUAUUCCAGAAGUUUGGUCCUUAAGGGGUUAAAGGCUGCAGUGUAUGUAUAGUGCAUAUAGUGUGUGUAGUCAAUGCAGUGUGUGCAUAGUGCAUGUGGUGUGUGUAGUCUGUGUAGUCCAUGCGGUGUGUAUUGUUUGUGGUCUUUGUAUAUAGUGUAUGCAGUGUGUGUAUUUUUUUUUGUUUGGCCCCUUACAGGUAUUCUGCUUGCACGCACUGAUGGCGACCCUGCAUAGCUCAAACUAUCACAAGCACUUUUUGCUUAUUUAUGCAUUAAUUCUAUUUUUCUACAGGGGGGCAAUUCCUUCUUUGUUUUAACAAACAUUGUAAAAACAGAAAAUCAAGCACAAGGAGUUUGUCCGGAGGUAAGCCCAUUUUAUCAUUUCUGUGCACGCGUUUUACUGUUUGCAGAAGACAAUCAGGGCUAGCUUGACAUGACGCACAAAAUUGCCAAUGUCUCAGCUGUGUUCAGACAGUGAAUUCUGAGGGCUAACUCUACCUCCUCUUACCCUAACAGCUACUCUAAGUGAUCCAAUCCAACCCAACAAAAAAACAAAUAACUUGGAUAACACAUGAGCAAGGAAAAUGAAACACAUGAUAAGAGUUGCCACACACAGUUUACUCCCUUAGAUCCUACCAGAGGUGGUCACCUGUAACCAUAAGAAAGUAUGAUUCCUUUUCAAAGAACACUAUAGUAAGUGGUGUUUUUUUUUUGAAAGCUCAGGUAGUGGUGAUUGAAAAGGAAACUUAGAUCUCCUCCUCUCCCAAAUUGCAGCCCAAUAUCAUUUUUAAUAUAAACUCAAAGACCUUCUCUGAUAUCCUGGAAGAACAUUUAAUACUAAUCUCCCUACCCUCAUACAAACUGAUUUGUGUAUUACAAAGGGAAACCUCAUAAUAAAUUAAAGUACAUUGAAUCAAGUACAUUGAAUCAUGUAACAUUGUUAUUUAUUUAUUUGACAGUUCUUAUAUAGUGUUCUUGUCCAGAGCUCUUUGCAAAAUAUUAACAAUUAAUUACGGACAGUGACAUCUAUAAUUAGACAUACUGGCGCAAAAGGCAAUCUUGCCCAUGGACAUUAGUCUAACAUUUGUGGCAUUUUAUCCAGAAUGCUAUGUAAGACAUACACAAGAGCUUACAAUGUAACGCAAAAGUAUGCAAUGACACAGACGGUAAGAGGGGGAAAAUAAUAUGAAGGGUAUCACAUAAAAAACUAUUUCUGAUGUCACUAAUUAAAGAGUUAAUUAAUCAAUAACAAGUGACCACACAUUUAGGAGUAUGGUCUAUAAAUAAAGAGACAAAUAGAAGAUCCAGGCACUCAAUCAUUCUUUUUAAAUUGCAAUUUUUUAAAGGCAACAGCAACCAAACAGUGAAAUGUUUCGACCUACAUUGGUCUUUGUCAAGUUGUCACUUUUUCCUUAUCGUAGUGGCAACAGAGCUGUUUACCUAAUGCUGCCCCGAGCGGCUACUGUUGCUUCUUCUGCUAGAAGCCCUUGUCAAUGCUUUACUCUUGCACAUGCACGAGAGAUCAUCAUUGAUGUCAAUGGAGUAUCUCAUGAGACCAUGGAAGGCUCCAUAGGUAUUACCUCAUUAUAAGUGAGACAAUGCCUGUUUCUCACAGCUGUCUUAGUUACAGCUGUGGAAAGUGACUAAACGUGAUGAAACUGACUUUUUCAAGGCAUUGCAUUUCGAGAAGUAAUUGUUCAAUUAUAGUUGAAGAGUAUCACUUACAGGGUUAUUCACUAAAGUCUGAAUUGCCCAAUACUGGAUGGGACAAAAUCAUUUGCUGCAGUACUGGGACAUUCAGACUGCAAAAUCCAUAUAUCUUCCACAGUGUGUAACGAUAGCUGGAGUUUUCAAAGCAGACUGUGGAUGAGCCUGAAUCUGUCUGGAUUUCAUCCAAACCGAUAGCUACCAGACAGCUGAAAGCUGGACAAGAAUUGUUAAAAUAUUUUGGAUGUUUGAAAUCAGGACCAAAUUUUAAACAUCUAAACUAUUUGCCAGCUUGUAGGGGCCAUGUCCCCCCAUAGAUUUACAAUGGCCGCCCAGUCACUAGUUUUUAGUUAAAGUGAGCAGCCUAAAGCUGCCAUGACAUGGCAGGUGGGGCCAUAAGGGAUAUUAAAACCUUUCAUAUACUAAUAUUAUGCUCAUAUUGACACCGAUUGGCAUUUUUAUUCACUUUUUUAAUGUGGUGACUGGCUAGCAAGUUUUGGCGAGCUGCCUAAUGAAUAAUCCUUGCACUGCCAAGGGUUUAUCUAUAUUUGCCUGCUGCCUGCUAGUGCUGGGCAAAUAGUACAUCAAAAUAUCUUUCUCAUGCAUAAAAAAAUAGGCAUUAAGUCAAGUGAACGAUAAUUUGCAAAUGUGCAUCCUGCUAGACGGAAUCAGUUCCUACUUAGAUAAAAAUCGGUGCUUUGUACAUAUUCAGAAUCCUGUACUAUGUACAGGGCUUAGAUUCUGAAAGCACUCAUUUUAAACCACACACCAGAUGUCGUUGGGGGGAAAUUUCGUCAGGUUGGUCAAAUAUAGACUGGAAUUAGGUUAGGUAUGAGAAUUGCCAUUCCAGUCGGAAUUUGACCAUUUUCACUUGUUUUUGUCCAUUCAGAAAAAAAAAAAUCUGGUGUAUAGUGAAUACGCCUGUUAGUGGUUUAUGUUUUUUUUAUUUUUUUAAGUAAUCGUUUAUUAGUAACUACAGUAAAUAAUACAUUGUUUUCUUCUUUAUAGUUUCCAAACCGAAAAACAAUUUGCUCUCGAGAUGACAUUUGUAAAAAAGAUUAUGCUGACCCACAAAGUAAUGGUAUGUGUGAUUUUCCUGCUAUUUAGCUUUAAUUAGUACAUUUUCAGAGAGAACUUCAUAUAAACUGAAGGUGAAAUACACAAACAAGUGAACAAAGUUUCUACCAGUGCAGGAGCUAUGUAUGAGCAUUAUGUCUAGAGUCAUGGCAGUUUAUAAAGGGCUUAUUGAUUUAGAAACAUAGAAUGUGACGGCAGAUAAGAACUAUUCGGCCCAUCUAGUCUGCCCAAUUUUCUAAAUACUUUCAUUAGUCCCUGGUCUUAUCUUAUAGUUAGGAUAGCCUUAUGCCUAUCCCACGCAUGCUUAAACUCCUUUACUGUGUUAACCUCUACCACUUCAGCUGGAAGGCUAUUCCAUGCAUCCACUACCCUCUCAGUAAAGUAAUACUUCCUGAUAUUAUUUUUAAACCUUUGUCCCUCUAAUUUAAGACUAUGUCCUCUUGUUGUGGUAGUUUUUCUUCUCUUAAAUAUAGUCUCCUCCUUUACUGUGUUGAUUUCCUUCAUGUAUUUGGUUUUAGUUCUCCACAUAGGUGUCCGUCCUGAAUGAAAAGUGCAAUCACCUCAAAGUGUCAUUAGUACAGGUCUAUUAAAAAAUGCCUUACCUAUGUAUGUUAAUACAGUGCCUACCAUCACAAAUGUUGCAACUUUUAACCAGUUUGUUGAAGCCAAUAUCCCACACUAACAAAUAAAAAAAAUCAAGUGUGAAAAAGCCUCAGGAGGAGGUGCAAAAUAUUUGUGGUGAUGUCAGUCUCAUAUAACGCGUGGGCUGGCUUGCAGAUACGCGGACAGUAACAGAUGCUAUCCGAUACUCUGUUGCUGCUGGGUAUUGUUGCAUCAUGCCAUGUUUGAAAAUGUGGUACCUAGCGAUUUCAUGCAUCAAGGACAAUUAGAAAGCUCAGUUCUUGGCUGCUGCUAUACACACCAGCUGGUUUUUAAAGUUUUUUUAUGAAAAUAAAAGUUGUCAUAUUUCAGUCUGGAGAUCCUGCUGUCUUUGUAAAUGGAAGAGUCCGCAGAUUACUUUAAAUCCAGUGCUCACUAGGGUCCUGAUCGUCCCAUUGCCUAACUGUUUGAGGGACACAGAUUUACUCAUAUUUCGUGAGUUAAUUUACAUAGGGUACCUAUGGGGGUUAUUAUCUAAACAUUUUUGCAUAUUUUUUUUCAGGAUAUAAAUUAAACUACAAGUAGAAUACGUACACAAUUAUUAUUUAUGUACACAAUAGAUUUACAGUUUUAUAACAAUUGUUUGUACAAAAGAUUAUAUAACAUUACGUGUCUGCUGGCUGCAGGGAUACAAACGGGGCGAUGUAUACAGUACAAUUCUACUAUUAAAACCUGCGAAAUCCGUGCCUGGUGUCCUGUGGAGUCCAAGAGUACCCCAGAGUAAGUGCUUUCAAUUAUGUAACAAGGCAAAGUUCCCUUGCCCAUCAAAUAUGUCUAAAAAGUCACAGUUUACUUAAAACACACUUUAAAAACAUGUAUUUUUUACUCAUCAAAACACACAUUACAUGCCAUUUUGCAGAAAAAUGCAUUUGUGUGCAUUUUGCAAUGUGUUCUACCUUUUUUUAUUAUAAGUAUUGCCAGAGAAUGUUUGAUCAACACCAAUCCUUAAAGGGACACUAUAGUCACCAGAACAACUACAGCUUAUUGUAUUUGUUCUGGUGAGUAGAAUCAUUCCCUUCAGGCUUUUUACAGUUAACAAAGUCUUUUCAGGGAAAAUGCAGUGUUUACAUUGAUCCCUAGGUAUACCUCCAGUGGCCAUUUAUUAGAUGGCUACUAAAGAUGCUUCCUGGGUCAGUGCUGCACAGUCUCUGCAUGGAGACACUGAACUUUACUCAUUGAUUCAAUGCAUCUCUAUGAGGAGAUGCUGAUUACCAAGCCUCCUAGACGAUCUCAGCCAAUCUAAUGCUUUUCUUAUGGGAAAGCAUUAGAUUGGCUGAGAUUAUGCAUUCUGAUGAUCUAAACCAAAGAAGCGGAUAGGGGGCUGGGCUAGUGCCAGCAUACCUGCACCAUGCUGGAAAUUAGGUAAGUUUUCUUACCUUUUAAGGGGGACCUGUGGGGGACUAGACACCUAAGUGUUGGUUUUAACAAUGUAGGGUCAGGAAUACAUCAUUGUGUUUCUGAUCCUAUAGUCUUCCUUUAAGAUACAUUCCUAGACAGAUGUCACACGUUCUGUCUGCAUGUUUGUACAGUAAAACAAUUAGCAAUUGAGCUUAUUGAACAAGUUCUGUUUCAAAUGACACAUUUACAAUGAUGUACCUAGUCCCUACUAUACGUAUGUAUUAAGAGCAGUAGUAUUCUGAAAAAUUGCUUUUGUCACAAGCAUCCUGCAAUGUGACUUCAACCUACCAUCAUCAACUAUUUCAUAUCAAAUACUGAAGCUUUAAUACAUUUUCCAUGGCACAGUUUGCUAUGCAGGAUGUGAUAGGAAGGGAAUUUAAUCACUAAGCCCCAUUUAUAGCUAUGUGGAAAUAUAUUCCAUAUAUUUCUAAAGAAGGAAUCCGUGCUUCAGUAGCAAAGAAAUCUACAGUGCUGUUUACAAUGCUCUAUUGUAUACAUAGUGGUACAUAGAUAAAUCUUCUAACAAAAGGCCCUUUCUAUCAUCCCACUAAGGAAAUUCCUGUAUGAACUCUGAGUGCUUCUUUAGCUCUCCAGUGUAAGAAUAGUAUCUUAAACAUUUGUCUGUCAGUGUGUCUGUCUGUCUCAUUGGUGGCGGUAAAGAAAGAAACAAAAAAAUAACAAAAACACAAAAGUAAUAAUUAGGAUUCCCUUGGUAAAUCCCCAUUCCGACAUUGUAAGUAGUCAAACCAUUUAAGAACUACCCCCCUUCCACUCAACAACCAGGAGAGCCAAAGUUCCUGCGUAGCAGCUUCAACUUGUUCUCCUGAGCUAAGUCCUGUAGGGAAGGGCCAGCUCAUUGGCUGAGAUUAUCAGGUGAUGGUUUAGUUCAGAUGGAGAGCAUCAUGCUCUCUUGUAAUGGAGAUGGGGAAUAGCGCCCCAGGAACACAAGGUAAUAAGUCAGAGCAUUCUAAGAUGGCAUGAUAACUUACAUUGGUGAUGCGCCAGGGCAUUCCUGUUACCAUAACCACUCUAGCACUCUUUAGUAGUUAUGGAGCUUGGAGUGAUCCUUCAAGGGAGAAUUAAAUUCAGGUGUUAAAUACAAAGGGCAAAGCAAAAGACAAGGUUGAGGUAGACAGAGGACCAUGGCAGUUCUGGGGUAGUAUGGUUUUAUGGUGGCAUUUUGUGUUUCUACUAUUAUCUACCAUUUAUUAUUACUCUGUACUUUGACCUUUGGCUGGCUCUUGAUCAGUUGUACCUUGUUUCUCCUUAAGCCACCUAACCCCACAACCUGGAACUUGAUCUUGAUAAGAGUACUAAUAAAUUCUGCAGUCAGACGAAAAUUCCUCCCAGCAUUUUUUAAUUACAGUGGCCCACUGAAAAGGGGGUGGCUGGGCCAGAUAGGGUGUGUUUUGUCAUCACUAAUGACAAGCACGGCCCAUCACAAAGUGCACAUGCUGGUUCAAUGCUCUUCCAGGGCAGACCAUGUGCAGAGCUCUGCUGAAGAGCUCUAGCAGGAGAAAAAGGCCCUGUAUUUGUUCUGCAAAUUUCAUAACAUGCUUGCACUGUGUUUGCUUGAAAUAUAUCUCUGGUGUCUGCAUAGAUGGGAUACCAGGAGACAAAAAUGGCAGUAAAGAAUAUUGUGCAGUGUGUGUGAGGGUAGUGUGUGUGUGAGAGUUGUAGUGUGUGUGUGAGGGGUGCAGUGUGUGUGCAAGAGGGGUGCAGUGUGUGUGAGGGUGCUGUGUAGGUAAGGAUGCUGUGUGUGUGAUGGGGUGCAGUGUGUGUGUGCUGUGUGUGAGUGAUGGGUGCAGUGUGUGUGAGGGUGCUCUGUUUGAGUGAGGGUGCUAUGUGCGUGCGAGGAAACUAUGUGUGAGAGGGUGCUAUGAGUGUCAGGGCUGCAGUGUGUGUAUGUGUGAGAAAGGGUGCUGUGAGUGUCAGGGGUGCAGUGUGUGUGUGUGUGUGUGAAUGAGGGUGUUGUGAGUGUCAGGGGUGAGUUCCUCCGAGUUCCUCUCCUUGCUGUCUCCCUGCAUGUGAGAGGAUGCUGUGAGUGUCAUUGGUGCAGUGUGUGUGUGAGUUAGGGUGUUGUGAGUGUGUGUGAGUGAGGGUGCUGUGUGUGUGUGUGUGAGGGUGCUGUGAGUGUCAGGGGUGCAGUGUGUGUGUGUGAUAGAGGGUGCUGUGAGUGUCAGGGGUCCCUGGUGGUGCUAGUGGUCCCUGUGGGGCUAGAGUUCACACUCGCGAGACCCAGAGCGUUACCAUGGCAAUGCUCUGAACCCGGCGGAGCUGCAAGAUAGAGUUCCUCAGGGUUCCUCUCCUGGAUGUCUCCCUGCAUGUGGGCCAGUGAGGGAGGUCUUUGAUCUCCCCCUCCCCCCCCCCCGUACCGUCAUGGAAAACAGAGAGGCCGGUGCUCAAAUAGUGCAUGGAACGACCAGGAAGAUCCUGUGAUCUCCCCUGCCAGCCUCGGCCCAUGGACAUCGCGGCCCGGUGUGCCUGAUGGCCAGUCCGGGCAAGUUCUGUUGUUUAUUUUGUUGUUCUUACUAAGUUUUAUCUCUGUUAUGUUAUCACAUUUGAAUGCUGCCUCUCAGAAGGUAUCACAGUGUCUAGAUCUACAUGGCCCUAUGUUCUGAUGCCAAUAUGCAGGGAUAGGCAACCUUUGGCACUCCAGAUGUUGUGGACUACAUCCCCCUAAUGCUCUUACAUCUAUAAUGCUGGCAAAGCAUCAUGGGAGGUGUAGUCCAAAACAUCUGGAGUGCCGACGGUUGCCUAUGCCCUUGUUUUUAGUCGGUGUCUAGCUUCACAUCUACUUGACCCUUCUUUUCUUGCUCUUGCCAUACAGUUAUUAUUCACAGCAGUUUAGUAUCUUAGUGUUUAUUUUGCAGUAGAGGCUCCACUCAGUAGAUCCUUUUCUGAUGAAAAAUUUUAAGGCUUGGUACUCAUUGAUUCAUGCAAGUUAUCCUGAUACCAAUUUUGAUGUACCAGUCUGCAUGUUUGUUUAUGUUUUUUUACUAUAUCUGUACCGCCAAGUAUUGAGAUAUACAUUUUUUUUUUUUAAUUAUUAACACAAGCACAAUAUUAUUAAUUUUUAUGGCACACUAAAUCCAACUAGAACUGUAUUCCUUACACGAUAGUGUUCCAUUAACUGUGUUUUGUAAUAGACCUCUAAAAGGCUUCAUAGCAAACACACUGAUUUUGUUGUAUAGGUAAAUUAAGAAGUGUACAUUAAAAGUAUAGACUGUCUUAUGUGCAGUGUAUGUUUAGACCCCUGAAUAUGCAAUACCAAUUCUAGUCUGUAAAUAUGUCAUCAUGGGUGGUGUUGUCACCAUAUGGACAAUGAGUUAAACUAUAAAUCACGCAUAAGUAAUGUUGUAUGCUAAAUAUAUGCAACUGAUUUUGAAAACAGUGACUUUCUGUAAUGCGAGACAAUGUGACUCUUUCUGGAAAAAGUCAAUACAGUAAUUGUAGCCAGUCUACAGUUCUCUAACCACUACAGUCAUCAAUACACUGGUUGAUGUUUUGUCCAACAGACCAAGAUUUCCAUUUAUCUAGCUUACUAAUAAAUAUAUACAUUUGUGGGAUACAGGACCAAGCUAAAAUCGUUUGUGUGAUAGGGUAUCACUAAGAAGUAAGUUGUCAUGACUGGGCAACUGAUUUGUAAAAUGUAGCCUGAAAUAGCUGAAUUGAAAGUAUUUUCCAUCAUACAGUCCGCUGAUGUUUUCUCUGUAUGUUUUCCAGUCCCGCUGUUCUAACAGGAGCUGAAAACUUCACUGUUCUGAUUAAGAAUAAUAUUCACUUUGCUGAAUUCAAUUAUACAACGUAAGUGUCAAUACGUUCUGAAGAACUUGAUGUAAAAUGCCAUGUGACAGGUUAGGAGUAUUUGCUCUAGAUAAUUAGGGUUGAAAUGACUAUAUCCCUAGGUAUCGCUCAUCUGACAUUGACAAUAAAUCAGUUUUUAACUAGGAAUUCAUAUGUAUCACAUGUAUAGCUCAAAUAUAAUUAUCCCAAUCAUUAUAAUCUUGUUCUGUAUGGUACAGGAAAAACAUACUGCCUGAAUACAAUGUAUCCUGCAUCUACGACCGAGUGAAAGCCCCCGAGUGCCCCAUCUUCCGAUUAGGAGAUAUUGUGAAGGAGGCCGGAGAAAGCUUUUCUCAAGUUGCAGUCCUGGUGAGUGAUCUAGAUAUUGUGGAGUGAUGACUACAGAACAAUAUCACAGAAAAAGGGAUGUUUUAUCUCUUGGAAGAAAAUACAAUACAGUGGGGAGCAAGUAAAUAUUCCAGUAAUAUUAGUACAAAGACAUCUCAUCUUUGAUUAAAUUUUAUCAUAAAAGAGUUCUAUAUAAAUAUGUAAUCAGCUCAUCAUAUGGUUGUUAAAAAAAUAUACAUGCUGGGAGAAGACUUUACUCUGGAUCCAGGUUUUUAAUCCCUUCAGGACGGAGUCAAUAGUACACGUUCUGAUCAAAACAAAAUGCAAACAAAAACUGGAAUUUGCGCUAUAUGUCUGUUCAACCGUAAUUCACCUCUUUCAUAUUAUAUGCACCCACACUUAUUAUAUAUCAUUUUGUUCAGGAGAAACGGGGCUUCAUUUAAUAUCAAAUAUUUAUAUAUGAAACAUUAUUUAUAUAUGAAAAAAUUAUUAUGAAUAAAAUCAAAACAACUGUGAGAAAUGUAAUUUCUUUUUUUUAAAUUGUAGUUCCACCUCACAUUAUAGCUGUAAAUGUCAUAAAACUGUUAGCUUUUACUGCAAAAAAAGCACAUAUUUGGAUUCAGCAAAAUCUCACGAGUACAACAGUAGCCCCCAUUAACAGUUUUUACGGUGUUUUGGAAAGUCAAAGGGUCAAAUAUAGCACAUUCCAUUUUCCCGUUUUUUCACAUUGAAAUUUGCCAGAUUAGUAAUGUUACCUUUGAGAUUGUGUGGAAGCCCAGGAAUGACAUUUACACCCAUGAUGGCAUACCAUUUGAAAAAGUAGACUACCCAAGGUAUUGCAAGUGGGGUAUGUCCAGUCUUUUGUAGUAGCCACUUAGUCACAAACACAUGUUUAAUAUUUUCAUAGAACGCCGUAACAGCGUUAAGGGGUUAAUGGCUAUUGUCACCUAUUGUGUGUUUUCCAACAUACUUUUCUAUCAGUUUUUUUCUAUUAAAAAUAACCAUGGGGAUUUCCACACUCCAUAUUGUUGGUUUGUCUGCGUCUUUAACAAAGUUCCAAUACAAUAAUACUCACACUAAUGCACAUUUAAACUACAUUUUACUUCAAGCAUCAUGACCACUUCAGUGGAACAGAACAAGAGUUACGGACUGGCUAAUGUAAAUUCUGUGCAUAUUUCUAUUGGCUGAGAAUGGUCAGCUGAUUCUCUCAGACAUUUAAUGGCUGAUGGGAUUGACAUCACAGUCAGCAAAAGAGGUGCCUCAGCACCUGGCAGGAAGUGGGGCAAGGAUAAUAUCAAGAACCUUUCAUGAAUCUCAUUAUCUUUGUAUUACAAUUCACACAGUAUAGUAAAUGGAUAUUACAAUAAACAAUAUUUAAACAAGGCCAAAUGUAUUUAUGUAAGUUUUUUUCUUUGCAGGGUGGUAUAAUGGGCAUUGAAAUCAAUUGGAAUUGUGAUCUUGAUUAUUUGUCAUUCAAAUGUCGUCCAUACUACAGUUUCCGCCGCCUGGAUGAAAAGGUUGUUGAUGAACGCUUGUUUCCUGGUUUCAAUUUUAGGUAUGGUCAAUAAUAUGUGUUAAAACCAUAAUGCAAGCAAGCUGUAAUGUAUACCAGUCACACACAAAAAAAAAAAAGAAGGAAAAAAGUUUUUGUGUCCUCUAUUGACGUAAGAUAUAGUAGAGGUUGGUGGAAAUACGCAAGAGUGACGCCGGCAACACACAUAUAACACAUGAUGAAGUGUACCCCGGCUACACACAUAUGAAGCCACAUCAGAUGCUACCUUAUUGCUCAGAAGUACUGUGCCUUGCAGAGAGUUGCUUGCUAAUAAUUUCUAUAAUUCUGCUAUUAUUCUGCCAUUUCCUUUGAUUACUCGCUUAUGAGUCAUUGCAACCUCGACCGACCUUUCCUUGACCAAAUUACGCUUUCAGUGUUCUCCUUGUCCUUUAGUGCUGGUUUCUGCAUUUUGAAUUCUUCCAUGCCAGUCCCUGACAGUUAAACAGUAUUAUACAAACACUCCAUUUCUAUUUAUUCUGUUACCCCCCCACCCCAUCUGAUUGCUUUCUUUACCUCAUAUGAAUACCAUUUUGUAACCGAUAUUAAAGGGGCUGUAUAUAUUUCUCACAACUCCGUCUCAUGUCAUGUCUCAUAUCACUUUGGUAGCUCACGAAGCAUGCUUUUGCCGACUUUGGAAGCCAUGGAAUAAACAUGACAAGAGCUAUUACACUUUUUUUAAUAGAGAAAUGAGUGUACCCAUCUUUAUUGAGCAGACUAGAUGGGCCGAAUGGUUCUUAUCUGCCGUCACAUUCUAUGUUUCUAUGUUUUUAGUCCCCCAAUGCAUACUAGGAGAUUUGAUAAGUCAGGUAGCUACUAUAUCAAACAUGAUAACAGUAGGAUAAUGUAGUAAAUGUACAGGAUAGAUAAUGACAGUGGACAUUGAUAGUGAUCAAUGCUGGAAGAGUAGAUCUAAACGAUUGGUCCUGAUAAUAGACAUAACCUAGAGUUGUGCUCCCUGGGCUUUGAGAUUGUCACGUAUCCAUCCUCUUCAUAUAAAGAUUACACUUACAGUAGUACUGUAAUUACCUUCCUAAGAAUAAUAGAAGUGCCGCACAACAGUCCUACGCCAUAGUGCCUGGUUUUUGCAACAUGUCGGUGGACGCUGGCCGCUGCGGAUCCACACCAUAUUAUAGCUCCACGUCCGCCCACGGUAAUGACGACGUCAACAUGCGUGUGACGUCACGCAAAAGACGCACACGCACAUUUUGGAGUCAAAAGUCAGGUACGGCCAAUCGGAUCUGCAGGAGGGUUAUUUAAACUUAUUAUUCCUUCUACUCAUUGCCCUGUCGUGGUUUCCCUUUGCUGGUUAUCUGAGAGUGUGUUCCUGAUCGUAUUGUUCUGGUUUUGGACUUGGGCUUCAUUUUGACUUCCCUGAUUUCUGGUAUCCUUGACUUUUGGCUUUCCCUCAUCAUUGUGUCUCAUUCUGUAUCCCUGACCUCGGCAAGUAUUUUGACUAUUCUUGGGUACGUUAAGUCCAGCCAUUCUAAGGUCUGGUUAGACGUUAUCCUUAAUCCUAGGUGUGAUACUAUUUCUGCAUGCUGGAUCAACUAGUAAUCCUGACAGAGAUGCAUGAAUCCCAUCCCAUGCUAGAUGACUAUAACCAACUUUCCAUAUCUGGGCUCAUCCAUGCCACAUGGUGCCCUUGGAAACAAAAAAAAUCCUAAACAGCCUCUUGAUCUUACUCUAAAUAUAUAUUUAGAAUUAGCCAACAGUAGAGAAGAUAGGGAAGAGAUGUACAACUAACACGGGGUUCUUCCUAGUAGCAAGGUGACAUUCAGGAUGCCUUUGCCAAUAAAAUCCUAAGUGGAGGUAGUGACUCCAUAUACGCACAAUAUUACGUUAUCUUAUUUUCCAAAACUAUUUUAAGAUAAUUUAACUCAAAAUUUAUAUUUUAGCAUUUGCUAAAUGUUAUUUUUCUGAUCUAACGCAACAUUUUUAAACUAUGAUCUAAGAAUUCUGGAUCUUUAAAAGUCUAGAAUAAUAUUUUCUACAAAACUCAAAAUGCACAGAUCCAGUUUAGCAGGCUAAACAUAUUGUUUACUAAAUUAUGUGUCAUUUCCUUUUCAGAUUUGCCAGGUACUAUAAAACCACAAAUGGAAAGGAUACAAGAACUCUCAUAAAGGCAAUCGGAAUACGUUUUGACAUUCAAGUAUAUGGCACGGUAAUUAUUUUAUGCAUUGUUAUUUUACCCCUUCAGUUCUACAUUUGUGUAUACAAGAUUGCCAGUGCCUGCACCCAUACCUUUCAAUCGUGUAUACACAAUUACAAUCAUUGCAAAUUAAAUAAGUUCAUUGCAAACUAAUUUUAUUUGCAAUAGCUGUGCUGAGCUAUCCCACUGCCCCACCACAAACUACAGGACAGAAGGGAGACCUUCAGAUCUCCCUGCACGGCGCUGCACUCAGGGCCGUCUUUAAGGAGGGGCAAAAGGGGCAGCUGCCCCGGGCCCAGUUACUCCUGGGGGCCCUAAGGCAGCUGCCCCAUGGGCCCCCUGUGGCACCUGAGGUAAUCAGGGGCCACAGCCCUUUAAUACUGCUCUGGACCGGCCCGGGCCCCUGUUAUAUGGGGGGUGGCUGACUACAUACUCACAGCUAGCCCCCUCACAUACUGCCCUGUGAGUCUCUUUGUUUCCUGGGCAUGCUGGGAGGAAGUGAGGUCAGAUUGCUUCCUCCCAGUAAGAACUGAUAACUUCCUCCUCAGUGCCGCUGGGGAGGAGGCACACACCACAUGGAGGAGGAUGCAAGCAUUGUGGGGGAGAGGGACUGAGAAAGCUAAUGGCAGACUCCCAUCAGCCUGGGCCAGCAAGCUCUCACUGGACACCAGGGAAGCCACCUUUCUGUACCCAAAAGGUAAGGAGACAGGAGGGUGGCUAAAUAUGUUUUGUUUUUUGUUUUGCUAAUUUCUGAUAUCACUUUUAUUUAAGUGUGUUGAUGUUUGUAAUGUAACACACAGGGAAUAAGUACAUGUUAAAAAUCCUAGAAGAACCUGACAGUUCCCUAUUAAAUAUAAAUUUAAAAAGUAUUUAUUUUAACAUAUUAUUGCAUCAAGUGUUAUCAAAGGCUGUAUACCAUUUUCAAAUGUCACUUUUGCCAAAUUCUGGACCAGGGUAUGUAAGAACAGAGUUGAGACAUUAUAUUGGCCAAGGUUGCUGGGAGUUGCUGUCCAAGAGCUGCUAGAAGGCAGAGAUUAAAAUAUGUAAAUGUACACAUAUAUAUGUGUGUAUCUGGCUGUGUUUAUGUCCUUGUGUGUAUCUGGCUGUGUUUGUCUGUGUGUCAGUGUUUCUGUGUGUAUGUAUACCUCAUACACCUGUAUGUGCACCUGUGUGUGUGUUUCGGUGUGUGUGUAAGUGUGCAUCUAAAUGUGUGGUAAUGCAUACAUCCCAGCAUUUUAAUGCCAACACAAAUACACUCCUACAUUCCAUCUCUAGCACUGUACACAUAUACACCCCUGCAUUUAUACCUUUAUGUAUGUGUGUAUCUGAGUGUGUGUGUAUAUACCUGUGUCAGUGUGUGUGUAUGUGCCAAUGUGUGUAUAUCAAAGUGCUUGUAUCUGUGUGUCAAAGGGUGUGUAUCUGAGUGUGUGUGUAUGUGUAUGUGCCAGUAUGUGUCAAGGUGUGAGCAUGUGUCAGUGUGAGCAUGUGUGUAUCUGCGUGUUAAUGUGUAUGUGUAUAUGUGUUAUAGAAAUCACACAACAUGCAAACAGACCCCUGCAAACACAAACAUUACAAACACACCAGUUUGCUGAAACACUAAUACUACACACAAAUGUACACAUGUAUUUAAAAGACAACACUACAUCCAAACACCCCCCUGCCUGCAAAUACAAACAUUACAUGCAAACACAUUCCUGUAUUAAAACGCUAAAAUUAUAUACAAACACCAACUCUACACACAAAAGUACACCUGCAUUUAAAAGCCAACACUACAAACAAUCACACAUCCCUGCAUUAAAAUGCAAACACUACACACAAGUACACCACUGCAUUCCAAUGGUAACAGUACAUACAAAUACACUCCUACAUGCACACAUACACUCUAUAUAAUAACAUGCUGACAUUCAUUUGCACAAACACUGCUCAAAAAUACAACCCUGCAAGGAUGGUAGAUCCCCAGCUGGCAUAGCAUUGCAGGAGUUGUAUGACAGAUGGGGAUCUAUCUUUUCUUUACUCUUGUGCUACAGGGCAGGCCUGAAUUUUUUUUUGUUGCACCAAGGCACUCUCUACAUUAGUUUCGCCUCUAGGUUGGGGUGGAGGGAGUGAUUGCAUGCCCAGGGGGCCCAAACAGAUGCUUGCCCAGGGUCCAAUCAAUAUUAAAGACGGCCCUGGCUGCACUACUAACUCUGCAGGCUGCCUUCCGGCUGAAUGCAACUCUCUGGCAAUGCUCCCUCCUGGCCAGAGACCAGAAGGGUGCAUUCAGCCACAGGGCAGAUUUCACAGGCAUCCCUUCAGACCACCAAGAAAACUGCUGUGUGGGGGUGGCUGGGGCUGGCCACAAUUAAGGGAGGGGCAGAGCUAAAUAGGCAGCAAGGCAGAACUAAAGGGCAGCGGGGGCGGUGCUAAAUGCAGGGCCGUCUAUAAUAUGAAUAGGACCCCGGGCAAAGCCUUUUCUUGGGCCCCCUGGGCCCUGUCACUGCACCCUCCCUCCCCAUUAUGCCCAACCCGCAAUCACACUGACAGACAUACUGACACAUACACACACAGACAGACACAUUAAAACAUUCGCAGAUACAUACUAACACACAUACACUGACACAAAAAUAUAUACUGGCAAACAUUGACACACAUUCAAACAUACUGAUACACACACAGACACAUACAUACUCACGGACACAUAGACUGACAGAUAUAUUGACACAUACACUGACAGGCGUAUUGACAUACACAGACAUACUGACAUACACACAAACACACUGGAACACAGUGAGACAUACUGACAUACACACACAGGCAUACUGACAUACAAACAUACACACAGUAUGUCUGUGUGUGUUAGUAUGUCUGUGUGGUGUGUUAGUAUGUCUGUGUGUGUAUGUCAGUAUGUCUGUGUAUGUCAGCAUGUCUGUGUGUGUUAGUAUGUGUGUGUGUGUAUGUCAGUAUGUUUGUGUGUGUAUAUGUCUGUGUGUGUGUAUGUCAGUAUGUGCGUGUGUGUAUGUCAGUGUGUGUGUAUGUCUGUGUGUAUGUGUCAGUAUGUCUAUGUGUGUGUGUAUGUCAGUGUGUCUGUGUGUGUAUGUCAGUAUGUCUGUCAUAGACACACACAGACAUACUGACAUACAUACACAAACAGACAUACUGACACAGACAUACUAACACACACACAUACUAUCACACAAACACAUACUAACACACUAACACACACACAGACACAGACAUACUAACACACACACAUACUAAAACACACACACAGACAUACUAACACACACACACACACAUACUAACACACACACAUACAGACAUACUAACACACACAAACAGACAUACUAACACACACAGGCAUACUAACACACACAGGCAUACUAACACACACACAGGCAUACUAACACACACACACACAGACAUACUAACACACAAACACAGACACACACACAGACAUACUAACACACAAACACAGACAUACUAACACACACAGACAUACUAACACACACACACAUACUAACACACACACACAUACUAACACACACACACAGACAUACUAACACACACAGACAUACUAACACACACACAUACUGACAUACAUUUAGCCACCCUCCAGGUUCUUACCUUUUUAUGGAGGGUGGUUUCCCUGGGGUCCAGUGGCAUGCUGAGGCAGAUGGGAGUUCUUCUCUGGAACUCCCCUCCUCCCUGCCUUCCUCCUCCCGCGCGGCUAUCUCCGGUGGGAGGAAGUGACACGUGGUACUCACUUCCUCCCAGCCGGUACAGGAAGGGGCCCGGUCGCGCUGUUUAAGCGUCACAGCGCCCGACCGGGCCCCUUCUGCCACAUGCACACAGGGUGGCCCUUAGUGCAUGGGCCACCCGGGGGCCUCCUUAGUUGGCGGGCCGGUGCGGCUGCACCGACGGCCGCCGGGUACAUGGGGGCUGCUGAAAUGGCGGGGCCCACGGGGCAGCUGCUCUGGGGCCCCCCAGGAGCAACUGGGCCCGUGGCAGCUGCCCCGGUUGCCCUGCGCUAAACACAGCCCUGGCUAAAUGCAGCCUGAACAUGGUGCCUAGUUACUGUUGCACCAUGAGGGGGAAGCAGGAAGGAGUUCUUGGGUCCUCAACCACUAGACACCAGGGAUUGCAGUGCCUCCACUCCCUACCCCAGUGCCCGUAAUGGAAAGAGGUAACUGCCUGUAAAUGUGAGUGUAUGUGUGUGACUAUCUGUCUGUAACUGUGUGUGUAUACACAAUAAAAAGGGCAAGUACUCCUCUAUUUAAAGCUUGGGUGCAAAAUUUCAAGGUUUCAUUCCAGUCACCUGACUUAUAGUAGAAAUACAACACAAAACUGCAACACCAAAGGUAAAUUGAAAGAGAUUUAUUCCAAAUAGGCAACAUUUCGAUCCAAUCUCUUUGUCAAGCAUGAUGCCUUCGUCAAGGCUUGAGAAAGGCCUUGAGGUUGUUUUGGAACUUUGCUGGUUCCACACAGAUGGAAUAAAAUUGUCACUUUUUGUGUGACUGUCUCCCUGUGACUGCGUGUGUGACUGUCUGCCUGUAACUGCAUGUGUGAGAUUGUCUGCCUGUAACUGUGUGUAUACUGCCUGUAACUGUGUUUGACUGUCUGCCUGUGGCUGUGUGUGUUGCUGUCUGCCUGUAACUGUGUUUGUGACUGUCUGCCUGUACCUGUGUGUGUGAUUGUCCAGCUGUGUGUGACUGCCUGUGACUGUGUGUGUGACUCUGCCUGUGAUUGUCAGUGUUUGUGACUGUAUGCCUCUAACUGUGUGUGGCAGUCUGCCUUGACUGUUUGUGACUGCCUCUACCUGUGGGUGUCACUGUAUGCGUAUGACUGAUUGCCUGCAACUGAGUGUGACUAUCUGCAUGUGACUGUGUGUGCUGCUUGGGACUGUGUGCAUGUGGCUGUAUUUGACAGUGUAUAACAGUAUGCAUCUGAUUGUAGGAUUGUGUACAUGUGACACUGCAAAAAUAAACUGCUGCAUUCACACAUGGGCCUACAUGUAUUUUUUUUUUAAAUCUUAAUUAAAUACUCAUCACAUACAUACAGACAAACAGACAGACAAACACACACAUACAAACAAACACACACACAAACAUACAUACAGACAGACACACACACAUCCAUAUAAACACACAUAUACACAUACAUACAUAUAGAUACAUACAUACAAACACACACACACACACAUACACAGACAGACAUAAACACACACAUACAUACAGACACACAUAGAGAGAAACAUUCAUACAGACACACAUACAUACAAACACACACAUAUAUAGACACAUACAAAAUGUUUUAGUCACCCUCCUUUUUCCUACGUUUUUGGUGUAGGAGGGUGACUUUCCCUGGGGUCCAGUGGCUCAGCCUGAUGGGAGUCAGAGUUCCCACUCUGACUCCCUUCUUUCCUCCCUCGUCUCACGCGGCUCCCGGUGGUGGCUGGGUGGAAGUGACUUCCCAGCGUCUGACAUCAUCACAGGGGGCCCAGUCGCGCUGUUAACGUGCCGCAACGCUAACCGGGCCCCCUGGAAAUACAUUGCCAUCGUGCGGCCCCAGCGGUUAUACCAAGUUCAGUGGUCCGCAGAAGCCCCACAAAAGCAGAAGAGAUACAACUGAUGCAGCCUUCUCCCACUUUCUACAAAUAUUUUCACAUCGAUGAAGCGGAGAAACCUUACAGUUUAUAUUAUAGUUUUUGCAAGUAAUAUGUCAGCUCAUCACAACUCACUAUUUAGUAAAUAGAGCUUUCUGUGUUUUUAUAUGUCUUAUAUCUUAGUUCUAUGUAGAACAGAUAUUAGGUUGCUUAAAGGUAUCCUGCUUUCUUUUAGGGAGGUCAAUUCAGGUGGAUUCAGUUGAUCAUAUUCAUUGGUUCCUACUUGUCAUAUUUUGGAUUGGUAAGUUUUAGGCACGUAGAAUUCGCUUGGUCGAAUUGGCUGUAUGCAAUUUUAAAAUAUGUUGUUUUUUUUUUUAAUUUUUAUUUUGUACGUAUAAGACUACGAUAGUGAUUGACUCUCUGAUUGGACUGUAUUAUGAAUGCUGCUGUGAUCCAAAGUCAUCUCAGAAGUACUAUGAUGAUACAAAGUAUGAAAAAGUCUCUGGGCCCUGCAUUAUUACGGUAAGAUCUCUUUAUAAAUGGGUAUGGUAUCAAAGGGUUACUUAAAUCAUCAUGACCACUUCUGCUUUUUGAAGUAUAAAUGGUGCUAGGAGUCAUAACUUGAGAAAACGGCUAGUUGCACCCUCCAGCACCCAUGACUUAGGCAGUCCAGAACUGCGGGCUGCCAAAUGUAAAUUUUGUGCAUAAUAUACAUUCAGCAUCUUUCCACAGCACACUGGCAACGAAAGUAUAUAGCCUGGAUAUCCCCUCCUUUCCUCUCACUUCUUGUGUUUAUCCCUCCCCGCCUACCCAUUGAACGCGUUUUUUUUUAAAUUCUCUCUUCCCUUCCUCCCUGAUAGGGAGGGAGGGGAACCAAAGAAUAAUGCCAAGUAGGACAUUAUUUGAUUUAAAAAAAGCAUUUUAAAACAUAUCUCAACGGGAUCCCUCUCCCCUCACUAAAAGACAAAGCUAUAGAAAGGCUCUCUACCCCAAUCACAGAAUUAGCAAACACGUUAAAAACACAUAAACCCAAUAAAUGUCCAGGUCCAGACGGCUUUUUCGGGCUUUAUCCAACAUCCUAAUACCCCACCUCACCACAUUCUGUAAUUCACUCCUCAAGGGAGAUCUCCUACCAAAAGAAAUGCUCAGAGCAAAUAUCUGCCUUAUCCCCAAACCAAACAAAUCACAGUUAGACCCCGGACGCUUCUGUCACGGUGCACCCUGAGCCCUGCAGACAGCAAGGCGUGGCCGCCCCUUUAAUGUAAGGGGCUGGAUCCUGGCUGGAUUUGAACUCACAGCUCCAGCAUCCCAGUCAGGUUCUCUACCAUGCUGUCGACUAGGGGGCUUCAGUAUCUGUCUGCAUUAUUCUGCUUACUGACUCCUUGCCUGGAUGGAGCAGUGCUGAUCCACCUGCAGCCCCUUACCAAUUAGGGUCAGCUGCUCCUAAUCAGCAGGCUGUAAAGCCAGCUCUACCUGAGGCCUGGUAUCUAGUCAUUUUGUUUGCUUGGUGUUUCCUGACGGAUCUUUGUUACCCUGCUGACUAAUUUCCUAGACUCUAACCUCUGCCUGCCUUACUGACUACGAUACUCCACUGCCAGCCCUGACUUCUGCUUCUCAUCUGACCCUGCCUUUGGAUUACCCCUUUAUCUGUACUGUGUUUUUGGUUUUUGCCUCCACUUUGUGCCAUCUCCUGCACCUGGGCUCCAACUCCUGGUAAACUGUUACAACUUCCGACACAUAUCGCGCCUCAACUAAACCAUUCACAAAACUACUAGCCAACCCUUUCUUGCAAAACUCAUUCAUCCCCAUCUGGUAGGCUUCAUCCCUACACACCAAGCAUGUGAUAACACCAGGCGCACACUUGACCUGAGCUGGGUCCCCCCAAACAUAGACAGAUACCAACUCUCCUCCUCUCAAUGGAUGCUGAAAAGGCAUUUGACUGCUUACUCUGGUCUUUUCUCUUUGCCACCCUGUGAAAAUUCCACCUUCCAGAACCCGUCAUAGCAGCCCUAAAAUCCCUCUAUAACCAACCAACAACUACCCUUCUCAUCCUCAACAUGUAACACCCCAGAGACUAAAUGACUAACAAUUAGAAAUGACAAAUACAAAACCGCAGCCUACGCCGAUGAUAUUCUUCUAACCGUUACCAACCCAUGCCAAUCCAUUACCAACCCAGCUCCUCUACUUGAGCUCUUAAAAGAAUACUCUACCCUAUCCAGGUACAAACUAAAUCUGGAUAAAAUGGAAGCCCACCCAAUUGGUAUCCCACAACUAUCUCUAAACCACCUCCACACAACCUAUCCUUUCAAAUUCAACACACACAGCAUCCACUAUCUUGGAACACUCCUUCCCAUAGACCUCUCUAUAACAUAUAGCCUAAACUACACACCGUUGCUCCAACAGGCACAUGAUGAUCUGCUGACCUGCAUGUCCAUAUCCUGGCUAGGCAGAAUAACCACUAUAAAAAUUGAUCUCCUCCGUUUCCUCUACUUGUUCCAAGCCCUCCCUAUCCCUAUCUCGAAGCUCUAUUUCAAAACACUUCAAACAAAAAUAGACAACUUCAUCUGGUCUGGUAAAAAGCCAAGGAUCAAGAGGUCUACAGUGUAUAUCACCACUAGAGCAGGGCCUCCCGAACUUCUACCACUAUUUUCAAGCUGCCCAACUAGUGCAAAUCCAGAACCUGCACGGACAACCAGGCAUAAAUCUGUGGGUAGAUCUUGAACAUUAACUUUUAGGCAGGGACCUCCCCUCACUCAUUUUCUGGCUCCCCAAAACAGACAGACUGAACAUCCCACUAACGACCCCAACCCUAACUAUAUAUCUCCAAACAUGGGACAGACUUCUCCCACGCCACCAACUAGUAAAUGUAGCUUCUCCACUCACACCAGUCUUGAGAAACAGACAAUUCCCCCAGAAAUGACACCCCAAAACUUUGCGCACUUCGAAGACAAUGGGCUACUAAGACUCCUUCACUUCUUUCAUAACCAACAACUCUUACAAUUCCCAGAUCUCCCAAGAAAAGUACAACUAAACACCUUCGAUCACUUUCCAUACCUGCAACUACGCAACUUCCUCAGCGAACCAAAGUCAUUGCCAGGGCAAAUGCCAGACUCACGCAAUAUAAAAAAGCAAGCCUACACGCACCCAUUCAUAAGGGACAGAUAUCCACGAUAUACUCGCUUUUUCCAGUAUCACUGAAAUACCAAUGUACCUCUUGCUGCUAGGCUUAUGCACAAGCCCCAAUAAUGCUUUCAAGCUGUAAUGUCUGUCAAAGCAAAAAUAAAGAAUUAUAAAAAAAAAAGCAAGCCUACACGCACCCAUUCAUAAGGGACAGAUAUCCACGAUAUACUCCCUCUUGAAUUCGAACUCCCCAGCAGACGCCCUCUCAUAUACAUUGGCAUGGGAAAGAGACAUAGGCCCUCCAGAAAACCCCUCUGACUGGGCAAUUGUGUGGUAAGCAUCGCUCAUUAUAUUAUUUAGUUAUAAAAUAUUUUACCAGGAGAGAUACAAUGAGAUUUCUCUCGUUUUCAAGUAUGUCCUGGGUCCACAAAACAUUGCAUUGAUACAAUAGGGUGCAAUAAAAUACAAAAACAAUAUUAAUGGCGCUGGGGAACUCUCCUCCAUCUUUUGACGCCCGCGCUUAAUGAGCAUGCGCGGCAAGAGAAGCGCGAGCAUUCAAACAGUCCAUAGGAAAGCAUUUCUCAAUGCUUUCCUAUGGACGUCAGUGUCUUCUCACUGUGAUUUUCACUGUGAGAAGCGCCUCUAGCGGCUGUCAAUGAGACAGCCACUAGAUGCUGGAUUAACCCUAGUUUCUCUGAAACUGCUAUGUUUACAGCUGCAGGGUUAACACUAGAUGGACCUGGCACCCAGACCACUUCAAUGAGCUGAAGUGGUCUGGGUGCCUAUAGUGGUGCUUUAAUACAGAGGCAUUAUAAUAAUGUUGAUGCUGGUAAGGUAUACUAUGCCUUUACCUACACUAUAAACCUUUAAUAUAGUGAGUAAAACCAAAAUAUAAACUGAUUAAAAAAUAUCAACAGCAAAAAAAUCAAAAGUGUAAAUGACUGUGUAUAUAUAUAUAUGUAUAUAUAUAUAUAUAAAAAAUAUUUAGCUGAUAAACCCCUAUGUGCAAGGGUGAAACAAUAUAAAGUGCAGUAAUUCAAUUAGUGAUAAUGAUCACUCUAAGACCUUAAUAUAAGUAGGGACACUAUAGUGCUAGGGAUACAGAUUUGUAACACCAUAGUCUUCUUUUAAGGGGCACUAUAGUCACUAGCACUACUACAGCUUAUUGUACUGGUUCUGGUGCCUAUAGCCUGUCCCUGCAGGCUUUUUAAUGUAAACACUGCCUUUUCACUCAGACUGCCACUAGAGGUGCUACCUCCAUUCUGCAUCUUCAUGCUCUGCAUGGAGUCGCUGAAGGUUCCCCAUAGAGGUGCAUUGAUUCUUCUAUGAAGAUAUGCUGAUUGGUGCAGUGUGGCGUUUUUGCCACGCAUGUGCAAUAGGUUACUAUAGGAAAUCAUUGAAUUGGCUGAGAGAAUCAAGUUUAAUGAUCUCAGCCCUGGAGGCAGAGUAAAAACACCCUUUUAUUGUACAAAGGGGGAUCCGGGCAUCUAAAUAGUUCGUUUAACACCAUAGUGUGAGGAAUACAUGUUUGCAAGGAUUUUGGGGUACACAGGUGAAGAUGAUUUUGGAACCCCCUUCUCCCCCCCCAAAAGCAUCUUCACCUGUGUGCCUCUUAACCCGCCUUUUGUUUCUUAACCCCUUUUUUAAUGGUCUUACCCCCUUUAGUGUCUUAUCCCCUAUUUUUCCCCAUUGUGUCUUACACCUUAUGUAUCUCUUACUAACCCCCUUGUGUGUCUUACUCCCACUAGCCUCUUUGUUUGUAUCCUUCUCUCCCAGUCCCUUUAUGUCUUUUACUCUUACCAGCUCCUUUGUGUAUUUCUCUUUCACCACCAGCCCGUCUAUCUCCUCCAGCCCCUCUGUGUCUGUUUCCUCUUCUCCAACCCCUCUGUGUCUCUUUCACCCCCAGCCCCUUUGUAUUUCCACUCACAGGCCCUUCUGUGUGGCGCUUUCAUCCCCAGCCACUCUGUGGACUUUCUCACUCCCAGGCCCAUCUGUAUGUCUUUCUCCUCCCUCAUGUCCCUCUAUGUGUCUUUCUCCCCACUCAGGCUCCCCUCUGUGCCACUCUCCCCUCCAUGUCCCUUAGUGUUCCUCUCUCCCCCCCCCACUCCAUGUCCAUUAGUGGUUCUCUCCCCUCGAUGUCCCUUAAUGUUCCUCUCCUCCCUUCCCUGUCCCUUAGUGUUACUCUCCCUUCCCUGUCCCUUAGUGUUCCUCUUCCCUCCCACUUACCGGUCUCUUGAUGCCCCCCAUUCCCCAUAAUUUUCCUCCCACCCCACCAUCUUAAUAUUCCUCACCCUUCUCUUUUAGUGGUCCCCCCACUACUCCAGUGUUCAUUUCCCCUCCCCUGUACCUUAGUGCCCCCCUUAAUGUUCCUCUCUCCCCCCUCCUGUUUCUUUACCCUCCCUCUUUUUUAGUGUUCUUCCCCCCUCCCCUGUCCCAUAGUGUUCUUUCCCCCAAUCCCCUGUCCCAUAGUGUUCUUUCCCCCCCCUUCUAUCCGUCCCCUCCCCCCAGCGUUCUCCCCGUCCCAUGGCGUUCUUUCCCCCUCCAUGUUCCCCUCCCCUGUCCGUUCUUUCCCCCUCCUGUCCCAUGGCGUUCUUCCCCUCCUGUCCCAUGGCGUUCUUCCCCUGUCCCAUAGCGUUCUUCCCCUUCCAUGUGUUCUUUGUGUUCCUUUCCCCCCAUGAGUGUUCCUUUCCCCAUGGUUUUCUUCCCCCAUAGUUUUCCUUCUCCCCCCAUAGUUUUCCUUCUCCCUUCCAUAGUUUUCCUUCCUUCCUCCCAAAGUUUUCCUUCUCCCCCCAUAGUGCUCCUUCUCCCUCCUCCAUAGCAUUCCUUCUCCCCAUAGCAUUCCUUCUCCCCCCUCCCAUAGUUUUACUCCCCCCCCCUUAGUUUCCUUCUCUCUCCCCAGUGUGUCUUCUACCUUGUAGCAUGGCCGAGCGGAGCAGACUGCGGUACAGGAGCUUCAGUUUCCUGUACCCGGUCGGACUGACAGGAAGUGCUCUCUCAGUAAGUACUUCCUUUCAGUCUGGCCAGGUACAGGAAUCAGAAGUUCCUGCGCACUGCUCCGCUCGGCCAUGCUACACAGAGUGCUCAGCAGGAGGGAGCGCUGUGCUCCCACCUCCUGCCGGCCACUCCAUCCUAUCGCCCCCCAGGGCCGGUGCGCCCUAAGGUGGCCGCUUGUUCCGCCUUAUGGACGCAUCGGCCCUGCAUGUCUGUGUUCCUUACACUAUAGAGUUCUUUUAAUCUGAAUUCAUUUGAAUUCUCAUUUUAAUGAAUAAGACUGCUAAAUUCACAAAAUGUUCUACUAAUCCACAAACAAUAUAUAUGUUUGUGUUUUUAUUUUUAUUUUUAUUUUUUUUAUGUCUAUAGUAAACACAUUCACAUAUUCAUUGAUAGUAUCUGUUAUUUCUGUCUUUCAAAGUCUUGUAAAAUGCUCAGAUUUGUAUCAUUUGUGGACCAAGAUGAUAUUAUCAUGGUGGAUAAACCAUUACAUAAAAGUUUACAAAAGACCAAAGGCAAACCUAUCAAGGUAAGUGUAAUAAUUUUGAAAAUGCCAAUAAAAUAUUGAUUAUAUAAAGAUAAAGCUUAUAGAUUUAUAUCACACUAAGCUGUCUCACAACUCUGCUUCUCAAUCUGUUCCAAGUACUGAAAUGUAUAUAUAACUAGACUGCUGAUGUUAGUAUCCUUGCUGACCUGCAAUGUGAGUGAAUCCAUAUUGAGAAACAGUUGAGGCCAAAUGUAGCCUCUCACUAUACACUAUACUGCUAGAAAAGAAAAACAAAUCACUGUUUAGUACAUAUACCCUUAUGGAAACUGCAGGCAUUUAAUUAUGAAGUUUUUUCAAUUCUGGUUAUAGCUAAAAACAGAUUGCAAAAGCUGCAGAUUUCUUGUCUGCAGCCUUUGCAAAUUCCUCUACCUACCCCCUUCUUCAAAUCUUCCGUGGCUGUCCAAUCACCGACUUCCCAAUGAGAUGUCUAUACAAGACAGGUGCUUUGAGCAAUUGCUGCCUCUUGAGUUUAGCUUCAAUGAGCUAACCAAACCUGGAAGAAACAAGAUUAAUUUACAAAACUGGCAAUUUUCAUUGAAAUCUGUACUUUUUGGAAAAUGAUAAACAAUGGCGUGCCCCUUUAAUGUUUCCAUUGGCAGUUUCCACAAAUUAAUAAAUAUACAUGACAUUGGGCCCGAACUUCAAUGUGUGUGGAUACACUAAAACAUAACACUGCUAGUUUAGUGAGCUUAACCCCUUCCCGUUCGCAGAAGUACUGGGUACUUCCGACAAAAAACGGUUGUUAAUGAACGCAGACGUACCCAGUAUGUCCGCGGCAAAAAUUACCCCUGUACUCACCUGGACCAGCGAAUCCAGUCGGUGGCGGGGGGGAUGGACUGCCCGAGACCCCUGCAGCAGCUCUGACCUCUCCAGCACUCCAGGGCCAUGUGAUCACCAUGAUCACAUGGCCCCAACAGGAGUCUAAUAGGAAUUUAUGGAGCUGCCAGCAGGGGGGCUGUCUGAGCUGUCAGGCAGUCCCCCAUGCACCUAAAAGUGUAAAAAAUAAAUAAAUACAACAGUUUUUAUUGAGGCAAUUUGUUUCAGUAUACAAUGUAUACAGGCAUAAAUUAGACUGUCAUAGUCUCAUUUAUAGAACAUAUUGUGAAACUAAAAUCCACAACCGUGCCUUCCUCGAACACGCUGUCCCUGCACCUCCUUACUGUGCAGCAAUAUGUAUGUACUUUUAAUUUUAUUUUUCACGCAUCACAAAUACUUAUUUGUUAAAGAUGAGAGAAAGUAAACUUAAUAUUAAAAAUACUGAGACGUGACAGUUCCUCUUUGAAAUUGUUUUCUUCUUAUCCAAGUAAUGAUCUUUUUAUCUUUGAAAAUGUUACACGCGCCUCUUUUUUUUUUUUUUAAAUACAACCGUUUUUAUUGAGGCAAUUUGUUUCAGUAUACAAUGUAUACAGACAGAUAUGUUGGAAGCAUAAAUUAGACUGUCAUAGUCUCAUUUAUAGAACAUAUUGUGAAACUAAAAUCCACAACCGCGCCUCCCUCAAACACGCUGUCCCUGCACCUCCUUACUGUGCAGCAAUAUGUAAUAACAUUUCAUGUUUCAUUUUGUAUUCCCUGCUCUGAGUGGAGAAAUCUUUUGAUCGAGCAAAGUCAAAAUAGUAAGACCGAUUUCCAUAAAAUAUAAAUAUUUGUUUCAAAUUUAUAUACAAAAUCAAAAUAUACACAACGUGUUAAUUAAAGCGCUUUAUUAUCCAUAAGGUGCACCAAACAUAAAUACUAAUAAAAAUAGAAUACUGUAAAAAGUUCUUACAAUAUGGGUAGUAAGUCCUUAUGGUGUGUAAACCGCGUUUCCUCAGUUGCUAUGAUGUGGUCUGUGGUCUGUUCUUCUUUUAAAUUGUUAUGUUUGCCAUUUUCAGGUGUCUUGCGUUUUAGUUAAUUUACUUCCUGUUCCAGUUUUGCGUUCCAUUAUUGCAAUGCGGUGUCUAUUUGCGUCUGACGUACUUCCGGUUUCUUUUGUUGGUGUUGGAACGCAACCCUUUGCUCCACUGUGAUUACUUCCUCUUCCUGAACUUUGUAUGGGCAUUUUCUUCUAUUUGGAAUGCAUGGAUGCGUUCCACCACUCUAUUUGUGAUUCUAUGUCCUUAAAUGGUCCGUAAAGAUGCUUGGCAGUAUAUACAAAGAGGGGAAAAAAAUAAAAAAAAUAAAAAGGGGGAACAAUAUAUUAAAAAGGGAAGAUAAACCUCAUAAAAGGAAGAGGGGAAGAUAUUUGAUUUAAUAAAAUGCAUUCAUAAUGGGAUAAUACAUAGAAGUACAUAGGUUAAACGAAAUAUAUACAUAAAAUAGAGCAUGUAAAACAUAUAAAUAUGAUAUCAUACUUGAUAUAGAGCAGAUUAAAUUGAUGUUAAAAUAACACUCAGUAAAAUCUUAUAAGAUAUUGAAUACUUAAGUAAAAGUACCUGCAAUGUUUCUAUCUUUCUCUUAGUAUCUCAUAUAUCGUAAUGUAUCUAAUAAAUGCAUUCUAGGAAUUUCUUUAAAAUAAUAAAAUAACUUUAAAAAAAUUAUAAAAAUAAAUAAAUAUGUAGUGUCUAUUUAGAACCGUGAAUACUGUAUUAUUUUUAAAAUGGCACGGAGAGGGGACCUGCAGUGCCAGGAAAACGGUUUGUUUUCCUGGCACUGGAGAGUCCCUUUAAGCCCCCCAAAAAACAGACAAUUUUUUUACAAAACCUGACAGGAUUUUAGGGAUGUGGCUCAUGCCUUCCAUGUAGAGAAACUAAAAGCAAUAGAAGGCAUUUAGUGGACAUAGGAAAUAUCAUCAAAAAAACAUAUAUUAUAAAAGACCAACUGACGUGCCAUUCCAAAAAUUUGCAUCUGUGAUUAAUUUUUGGGGGGUCAACCUAUCAUCCUAAGAAUUCUAGCAGUCAGAGUACAGAUUUAAUUAAUUUUAAAAAAAGAGCGAUUUUGUUCCCCUUCUCUGCAAUUCUCAUUACCUACUUUCUCAGAAAUUACAAGGUAUCUUCUUGACAAAAGAAAUAUCAUAAGAGGCAAGUCUCAUACUGUUUAAACAUGUCAGUGAUUUUACGUCUGUUUCAUGUCUUAGACACAGUAAUUUAUGUAUUCCUAUAACGAAACGAAAUAAUUUGAGGCUGUCAAGUUAUUGCAAAGUUUAGCUGAGGGGCCAAGCAUCCAUUAAAAACAGGUUGUAUAAAUUACAUCCUUAUCUUUAUUAUUAAAGAAACACUAUAGUGUCAGGAAUACAAACUUCUACUCCCCACUGAUGUGGCUGUAUAGGUAUAGGUUUUUGCAGUAAAAACAUGAUUUUACUUACCCUUUCUCCCCACAACUGGCUGAGAUCAUUUAUCUUGAUGUUGUCAGCCAAUGAAAUGCUUUUACAUAGUAUAUCAUUAUGAGACUAUUGCACAUGAGGGGCAAAACAAUGCACUGUGCCAAUUAGCAUCUCCUCAUGAAGAUGCAUUUAAUCAAUGCAUCUCUAUGGGGAACAUUCAGCAGCUCAAUGCAGAGCUUGGAGACGCUAAACAUAGGUGCUGCACACUGUGCAGCACUGCACUAGGAAGCAACUUCAGUGGCCAUUUGAGUGACUGCCACUAGAGGUGUUACUAGGUACCAAUGAAAAGGCAGUGUUUACAGUGCUAACACUGCAGAGACAGGCGAUAGACACCAGGAGAACUACAUUAAGUUGAAGUGAAUAUAGUGUCCCUUGAGGAUGUUACUUUCACCAUCAGGACCGAGUCUAUGAAUACAAUGAUGAUUAAUAUUUAGUAAAGCACGCAGCAGAGAUCAGCAUUUAGCUAGAAAUAAGUCAGAAAAAACAUGUUUAAAAAAAAAUUUUUUUUUUGCCAUGCAGGGUAAUACAAAGACAAUAAAGAAAACAAACCCAGUGUUGGCAUCUGAAUAUUCAAUGUAUAAUAGCCAAACUCAGUGCCUGAGUUUGGCUAUUUCACAUAUAAUAUUGAAAUGCCAUAUUUUGUCAAUAUUACACUUUUGUUGUGUAUUUCCCCUUGUCUUUUCAUAUUUCAACCCCUUACGCUGUUUGAGGGGUAAGUGUUCAUAUAUCCUAUAGUGCUGUACUCUCACUCAGAUGUUUUAGGUGGUGGGUCAUAUCACCUAAACACUGGGUUUGUUUUCUUUAUUGUUUUGUUUAAUAUUUGGAUUUUUUGGAGUGCCCAAUUGAGUGUUUUUCAGCAGCUUUGUUUUAUUACUGCUACUAUUAAGCACCUUGUUAUCACAUUUAUUGUUGUUUUUUUAACAAAUUUUUUAAUACAAACAUAUAAUCUUAAUACGUCAAGGCAUCAAUAGGAAAUACACAUCAGAAUCAUUACAAGAUAUUUUGAUAAACUGCACAAUUUUACAAUAUAAUGUAGUCAAACAAAUGUGAGUCAGGCUAAACACAUGAGAAAAUAAUUUGUAAGAUAGGUAACUGACUGCACCAAGAGUAGCACAUAAGGAUAAGACCACCGGAUAAUUUAGUGACUGGGCUCAAGAUGGUUGUCAUGUCAGAUGAAAUAACAAUACCAAAGAGCACAAAGAAAGAAAAUUUAAGUAAACAAACCUCAACUAGAUAGGAACAUUGUUAUCUGCAAGAGAUCAUAUGCUGUAGCCUAAGUACACUGAUGUGUCUAGUAUCCCCAUGAAUGUAGGCCCAUCAUUGUACCCAUAAUGAUGAGGCAAACUCCAUGCAGAUGGACAGGUAACACUGAGCAUCCAAGUAUGCCGUGUCGUGCAGAAUUUCUCCAGCCCAAAGCUCUAACAGGAACCAGUACCCAUUGUCCAAAGGCUUCUCUCCACUCCAUCAGGGAGAAGCCUUGAGAUCCUGUGGUUGUGGUUUCACCCAGGUACAUGGACUGUGCUUGGCUACACAAACCUUCUUGGUGCCCUGUCUAGGAUUGAGUUUCUGGACUGAAGCUCUUGUAUUACACUGAGGCACAGUAGUAGGCAGUGCUGUAGGCAGCGUAGCUUGUCUCCGUCACUCCUGCAGGUUCGUAACCUCCAGCAGAUGGAGUCGCAUGUCCCCUGAUUGGCAGGUAAGGUGGGGGUGUGAGGUUAACAGCUGAUUCUGUGCCAAAACGCUUGGUAGAUCUUGUAGAAUUUUUUGUCGAAAGCUUCUUUCCACGUCUGGCUUUUCAGACCUGCUUGUAUUCACCGAGGCUCUGGCGGGCAUCCAUCUUAGGUGCACGACACAGUCUCAAAAUCUGCGGAACCUGGCUCCAAAACUGCAAAGAUGCAGGAAAAUAAAGUGGGGACCGGGCUAUCACCUCCCAAAGGGGGGGCUGCUAUUAAGCCACUGCGAGAUGUGUGUCUAGAGUCAAAAGAUUGGCUGCCUCCCAAGCCCUCGGAUGACCGGCCCGUUAGGCCUCAGCGUCAGAUGAGGCAAGUAUUCACUUUAGAAGAUUAUGUGUGUUCAUGACUGAAGCCAUUUUUUCAGUAUAUGAACUGUUAUUUCACAUUUGCUUUUUAAAUGCUCAUAUAUAUAUAUAUAUAUAUAUAGUUUAUUUAAUAAUACAGAUAUUAUAUUCUAAAUAAAUAUUUUAGUGUUAAUAUAAAAAUAUUCUAUUGAUUGUCUCCCUUCUUUAUUACAAUACAAUUACAUAUCACAACCUAAAACCCUAAGGCUUCUUACUGUAACUAGAACUAAAUGUGCAAUUGCCAAUAAAGAAAUUUUGUGUUCACAAACCAAAGUGCAUUCAGUGCAAAUCAAGUAGUAACAGAAAAGAAACUUCCCUGUACCAGGAGAAGCUUCAAGGGUACCCCAAAGACUUCCUCUUGUCUUCCACAAUAUGUAUACAAAAAUAGGGGAGUAUCGGCUAAACCAACAGAAAGCCAAACAUAGCGUAUAACUGUGUGGAGAUCAUAUACUCAAAAGAGAAAUAAAGUUGUAGUGCAAGUACAGUGGAUAAUAAAAAACACAUUUAUUGACUUACAUAUAGGUUUAAAAUGACGUAUGUAAUAACUACUCAUUUCGUCCAUUACGCGUUUCGACUUUACACUGUCAGUGUAAAGUCCCUGAGGAAGUCCCUAGCACAGACGAAACACGUAGGUCGCCUAUUGGUGACUCUGAAUUAUAUGAUCUCCAGCCAACACAUGAUGAUUUGAAAGCAUCCAUAAGACUAAACCCUUUGUGGGAAAUUAAAUACAAGGCAUUUUUCCCUCACUGAAAUUGUGAGUGACCACUUCUGAUUGUACUGUUUGGCACAUUAUCCACACAGUUAUACGAUUUGUUGUUUUGCUUUCUGUUGGUUUAGCAGAGAUUCCCCUAUUUUUGUAUACAUGAACUAGAACUAGUAUGAUGUCUAGCUGGCUAUUUUAAAUCUAUUCUUAACUGUAAACUGUUUGCAUGUCUGGAUUAGAAUAAAGAAAGUUUGGGGAAUUUGUUUCCAACAUAACUAUGUCAAGUCAUGGGUUUUAUAAAGUUGGUAUCUAUAGAAUAUAGAAUGCACACCAUAACAAUCUCAAAAAACUUAGUUUUAUUAUGUACAAAAAGUACCAAAAUGAAAACAUACAAUAAAAAUAAACACAAUGACAGAAGCAAAUACAAUAAAGAAAUGGUAAAAUACCAAAAAGAUUCUUACAAGCCACUAGGCAGAAACACGAGUCACCAAACCCUCCAACGUUUCGGCACCAACUGGCUGCCUUUAUCAAGGGUACCUGUAUCCAUGUUCAUAUGUGCCUGCUUAUAAAGCCCUCUUACAGCUGAUGGCCAUCAGCAUAAGGUUGUUACCAACUCCGGAAGUUACAUCAUCACUUCACGUGCUGGCACAAUAUUUUAACAGUAACAUAGUAAUAUCAUAUAAGAAUCAAUUGUGUGCACUAAAGACAUUCACAGAGCAAAGAAAGUCAUAUAACCUAAAUGAUAAAUAUUACUGCUCUGAUAACGAACCUCUAGUACAUAUACAAACCGUAAAUAUGCUCACACUGUAUCAGGCGUCUAUAAUCGCCAUUUUACUCACUGGCAAGCGAACGCCUUUAACAAUACACCCCACAAGCGUCAUAGUCGCGCGCAACAAUAGCCCGCGCAUGCGUACUACAAUAAGUGCUGCGCACGCGCGCAGCAACGUCUCAUUCGCGCAUGUGCAUAACAGCAAACCAUUCGCGCAGGCGAAACGCUUCUACUAAGCUAACAAAUACAUUAUCAUCAACCACUGAGGUACCCUAUCAUUCUAAAAAACCGCCCACACACAGUGGACGGCAACUAGUAUCUAAAAUACAAAACGAACAAGUAGGACCACAGGAGUCCUAAAUAGGAGAGUAGAGAGGGAAAUAGGAGUCCCUACCUUUUAAUAAUCCUAAAGGAACACACAACAGGACAGGUGGGAAGAGGUAUAGCAAUAGAGAGCCCUCCAGAAUAGACACAGGGAACCAGUUACUAAAAAAACUGCCUGAUAGAUGUCUUAAUCCUAGGGUCCGAAUGGCACACCCUCUAAAUCUCCCAAAACAGGGACCCUAAUUGGAAAAAGGUAACUGGAAAAAAGGGAAGGAGCAAUAAAAGGGAGGUGCCCCAAAGAGUAAGUCUAGGCAGAAGCCCCUAUAGAAGUCUACUGUCCCUAGUUACCUCGUUCAUACUAUUUGCUUAUUGGUCAGUUACCUCUUGAAUCCGCCUCUUAUCAGCCGCGUCAUAUGACGUGGUACUGAAAUGAAUAAAGGGGCGUGAUAAUGAGAUUUAGACGAUGCCCACGUGGGGAAAGUAUCAAGUUAAUUCAUCCACAAGAUUUAUUGAGUUCAUUACGAUAUAGUUGAAAACCUUAUUAGGGUAUAGAGCUAAAAAGAAAUUAAAUAAUAAUAGUGACUUGUAGUUCAUAAGAGCCCAGUGUGCAUGCGCACAUACUGGCUGCCAAUCGCAAAUAGUAUGAACGGCUGCACACGUGGGUCACAACAGCUGUUUUCACCCUCUGUAGAUUGUAACAAGGGGUAUUUAAAUCGCUACAGGGAACUUCAAAAGCUCACUGCUCCUGACGGCGGCGUGCUGAAACGCGGAAACGCCCGUCGAGCUUCCUUUUAUUUCAUUUCUUUGUUUUGCACUUUUUUGGUAUCACUCAUGGAUUGAUUUGAUUUAAUUUAUUUUAUCAGUUAUUAUUAAUCUUUGACAGGCAGGGACUGAGGUUUUUGGUAGGCACUAGUGAUUCAUCACAGUGCUGAGGUAACUAGGGACAGUAGACUUCUAUAGGGGCUUCUGCCUAGACUUACCCUUUUAUUGCUCCUUCCCUUUUUUCCAGUUACCUUUUUCCAAUUAGGGUCCCUGUUUUGGGAGAUUUAGAGGGUGUGCCAUUCGGACCCUAGGAUUAAGACAUCUAUCAGGCAGUUUUUUUAGUAACUGGUUCCCUGUGUCUAUUCUGGAGGGCUAUACCUAUAUUGCUAUACCUCUUCCCACCUGUCCUGUUGUGUGUUCCUUUAGGAUUAUUAAAAGGUAGGGACUCCUAUUUCCCUAUCUACUCUCCUAUUUAGGACUCCUGUGGUCCUACUUGUUCGUUUUGAGUUUUCCUAUUUGAGGGUUAUUCCCUAAUUUGGGAGAGUAAUUUCAGGACUUUCUAGCACUAAUUCAUCGGUCGUGGUUACGACCCCUGAAUCAGAGCCAUCACUCUUUAUUUGUAGUAUCUAAAAUAGUACAAUAAACCAUCAACAUUCUAACUAAUAGUGGAUACCAUCCACCAUGUUACAAAUCAUACUCCAUAAAUGUCAGUACCCCCCAUGCAGAUAUACAGAAUAUGUAUUACAUAUGUACAUGUCAAAGAGGACUAAUAAAAUAAUAAAGAGAUAAAGAAUAAAUAAUCUUAGAUCCACCUUAUAAAUAGAAUGUGAUCAGUGAACCUAUACAUAAAAUCAUCUCCCACAAAUAUUACAAGACAAAACACAAAAGAAAACCAAAAAGUGAUGUGCAAAAAAGAUUUUGAAUUCCACAAACACCCAAUGUGUAAUAGACUGAUCGCUACAGGUGCCAAAUACGCAAUAGUAAUGCAAUACAUAGUGGUUCUCCAUACAGUACAUGUUAACUACUUAACUGUGUAGUGUAAAUCAGUAAUUAUUCAAUAUAUUUACAAAAAUAACUAUAUUGCCAUAAUUAUUUACACAAACAAAAUAAAAAAAUUAUUCAUAUUAUGCACAGGACAAUAUAAUACAAUGUGACCUGCAUAUUAAGAGGCUAUUCAUCAUCAAUUUUUAAAGACAUAGCAACAUAUUUAAAGAAUUCAUCUCAAAUAUAUAUCAUUUUGAGAAAAUAAAGAUAUAUCAAAGCUAUUGAAGAAUCCAUUAUAAACGUAUAUAGCAUUAGAAAAAUCAUUAUUACAUCACCUUCGUCAACCUAUACACUGACUAUACCCAUACCAACCGCAUAAACAUAGCAUAGGUAAACAACAUCGUACCACCCACAAAAAAACACUACUCAUGGCAAAAAGCUCUCGUAGUCAUGGGUACCAUCGUUCAAUAUUGUCAGUAUACGAAAUGUAUAAAUAAUCAUAAGUCAUAAUUCAUAUAGACAAAAUUUGCUGUAGUAUGAGAUACAAAACUAUAUAUGCACAUAAUGGGUCAUCAUAACAAAGACGUGAAUCAAUUCAACGUGUAUGAUGAUACAUUCUAAUUGAUUCAAAAUCUUCCGGCACACUAACGUCACCAGUACCAUGGUCCAAAUGGUCACUGUAGCUCCAAUCUAUAGAAGGAAAUAAAAACAAAAUAUAAAGAUACAGACAAAACACAGGCAGAGUAAAAUAUUGUCAUGAUUAUAGAAAUGGUGAUAGAUCCUUAUCCUCAUUCAGACCCUUAGGAUACAAAGUCUGCAGCUCGUAAAUCCAGUAUACCUCACGUUGUUUAAGCCUAACCACUUGUGAAAUGCCACCCCUACUGGAUUUAAUAACCUCCAAAAUCAUGUACCGCAGUUGGGAAACUGUAUGUCUUUUCUCAGCGAAGUGUCGGGCCACCGGAUAUUGCAUCUUAUUCGUCCGUAUGCCGCUCUGGUGUUCCCUGAUCCUUGUAGUGAGCGUACGCGUGGUUUCACCCACAUACGCUAAUCCACACGGGCAUUUGAGUAAGUACACCACAAACUGAGAGUGGCAAUUUCAAAAUUCCCGAAUUGGGUAUCUCCUACCCGUCUUCGAGUGCGUAAAAUUAUCUCCCGUGAUCACCCCAUUGCAGUUAAUACAAUGCCCACAGCGGUACAUACCCGGUAUCGCAGAAAGCCAGGUAUCAGCUGUAUCCUUCUUCCCCUGCAGAUUGACAUUCUUCAUUAGAUGGUCCCUUAGGCUCUUGUGCCGCUUAAGUGAAAACAAAGGUCUCUCAUUAAAACAAGGGAGAAGUUUAGGAUCAGAUUGUAAAAUGUUCCAGUGCUUGUUAAUGAUGUGUUUAACCUCACCAAAGUGAGUCGAGUACUUCAUCACGCAUGGGAUGCCUUUCUUGCCAUCCCUAACUCUUUUCUGCUAGAGGGUAUUCCUAGAAAGCAGUUUCGUCUUAUCCCUACAUCCAGAAACCACAUCCGUCUCAUAUCCUCUAGAAGAAAAUGCUUUCACCAGUUGUUCAGCCCUAGUGUCUCCACAUAUAACACUACCCUCACAUCUGCCUUGAACGCUGCAGCCCCGCUCAAAACAUGCACCUCGAGGAGAACACGACCCCAACCUUGGCAUAAUAAAUCAACACGCUAUCUGCAGAGUUGCUCCCGUUGUGCUGAACGCUCCUGGAGGAAGUCCCGCACCCAGGCAGACUUUCUCCAUUAUAGAUUCAUGUUGCUUUCAUACAGCGCAGCCCUCGCCCUCGCCAAACAGUCAUACUUUUCCUCUCUCAUUAGUUCAUGCUCCCGCAAUCCCAGACGCCUCUUUGACACCUUUAAUUCCCUUCUCCGCCCUGCUGUGGCCACCCCCCAAACUAACCUUACAGCUGAUAGCUUUGCAUGCUACUUUACCGACAAGAUUGAACAGCUAAGGAAACAAUUCUCCCCUCCUUGCCGUUCUCUUUCUCAACCACAUGUAAAUCUUGCUUUCCCUACCCUCCAGACUUUCUACCCAGCUACUGAACAAGAGGUGGCUGCGCUUCUCCAUUCCUCUCGCCCCACCACUUGCCCGCUCGAUCCUGUCCCAUCUCACCUCAUCAGAUCUCUCUCCCCUUGUCUUGUGCCUACCCUAACACACAUCUUUAACUGCUCUCUCUCUUCUGGCACUGUUCCUGCUGACCUUAAACAUGCCACUGUAAUACCUAUCCUGAAAAAACAUCUCUUGACCCAUCCUCCCCUUCUAACUAUCGUCCCAUAUCCCUGCUCCCUUUCUCAUCAAAGCUUUUGGAAAGGCUUGUCUUUACCCGUGUGUCCCGCUUCCUUAAUUCCAACUCUCUCCUUGACCCUCUUCAGUCUGGCUUCCGCCCUCUCCACUCUACUGAGACUGCUCUUAUCAAAGUGACUAAUGACCUAAUCUCCGCUAAAUCCAAAGGUCAUUACUCCAUAUUAAUUCUCCUUGACCUCUCUGCUGCCUUUGACACCGUUGAUCAUGCUCUCCUCCUUCAAACUCUUCAAUCGCUCGGUCUAUGUGACUCGGUCCUCUCUUGGUUUUCCUCCUAUCUCUCCCAACGCUCAUUCAGUUUCUCCUUUUCUAAGGAUACCUCCUCCACUCGUCCUGUCUCGGUUGGAGUUCCCCAAGGGUCUGUCCUUGGUCCCCUUCUAUUUUCUCUUUAUACCGCCUCUCUUGGUAAACUGAUUGCCUCUUUUGGAUUCCACUACCACCUGUACGCUGAUGACACUCAGAUAUACCUCUCCUCCCCGGACCUCUCCCCUGCUGUCCUGCAACGUGUCACUGCUUGCCUUUCUUCCAUCUCUGACUGGAUGUCUUCACGCUUUCUGAAACUUAACCUCUCUAAAACUGAACUCCUUGUCUUUCCUCCUCCUAAUACUGAUCCUCCUCUCUCGCUCUCCCUUCAAGUCAGUGAUAUCCACAUAAGUCCAUCCCUGCAAGCGCGCUGUCUUGGCGUCAUACUUGACUCUGGUCUCACCUUCGAGUCUCACAUCCAGUUUGUUGCCAAGUCCUGUAGGUUCCAACUCAAAAACAUAGCCCGCAUUCGCCCCUUUCUUACGCAAGAUGCUACCAAGGAGCUUGUCCAUGCUCUAGUAAUUUCCCGCAUGGAUUACUGUAACCCUCUCCUGAUUGGUCUUCCCAAAAGCCGUAUUGCCCCGCUACAGUCUGUAAUGAAUGCUGCAGCUAGACUGAUUUUCCUCUCUAGUUGGUCCUCUCACACCUCACCCCUCUGCCGGUCCUUACAUUGGCUCCCUGUAUGCUAUAGGAGUCAAUUCAAAGUGCUAACCCAUACAUUUAAAGCACUGAACAGUUCUAGCCCCGCUUAUAUCUCUUCACUGAUCCAUAAAUAUGCCCCUCCACGUACCCUCCGCUCUGCCCGUGACCACCUCCUGACCGCUGCUCGCACCCGUACGGCCAACUCGCGCUUGCAGGACCUCUCGCGGGCGGCUCCUCUCCUAUGGAAUAGCUUGCCUACUGCCAUCAGACUCUCCCCUAGUCUUCAAUCAUUUAAGAAGGGCCUUAAAACCCAUCUCUUCAGGAAAGCUUAUGGCCUCCCAGAGUAAUCUCUACCUUACAUACCUGUCUCCUGCUCUCUCCUAUGGGACAGUGCUUUGCUCUCUCCUCCAGCUCUGCUUCACUCCUACUUGAUAUUUAUUGUCCUAAUGUUUCAAAUACCCCACCUCCAAUAGUCUGUAAGCUCGUUUGAGCAGGGUCCUCUUCAACCUAUUGUUCCUGUAAGUUUUCUUGUAAUUGUCCUAUUUAUUGUUACACCCCCCCCUCUCAAAAUAUUGUAAAGCGCUACGGAAUCCGUUGGCGCUAUAUAAAUGGCAAUAAUAAUAAUAAUAAUAUUUAGCUUCAUCAGACACUAUUCUGCGUGCCCUGACAAACUGACCAUAUGGCAAAUUCUUAAUAAAUGAUACUGGAUGAAAGGAAUCUGCAUGCAGUUACGAAACCCGAUCUGUGGGCUUUUGGUACAGUUUAAAUGAUAGACGACCUCCUCUUACCUGUAGAUUAACAUCCAAGAAAUGCAUCUCAUGGAGGUCAUAUUCCAACGUAAAGGAGAUGGUGUCCAAACACCCAUCAAGUCUCUCUUUAAAAACCAUUAGAUCAUCCACAUUACCUGUCCAAAAAAAGAAAAUAUUGUCUAUAUACCUGAGCCACAACCUCACAUGGCGCAUAAAAUCCUGGUCUCGGUAUACAAAAGUAUCCUCAAAAGCUGCCAUGAAUAGAUUGGCACACGUCGGUGCUACAUUUGACCCAUUCGCUGUAUCCUGUAUUUGGAGGUAAUAUUUACCCUCAAAAAUAAAGUAGUUCUUAUACAGUACUAGUGACAACAAAUCAACAAGUAAGCCCCUGUACGCCUCGCUCAUAUCCAUAUCCUGCAUGGCACCAAAUACCACCUCAAUACCUUCCUCAUGCGGUAUGGAGGUAUUUAGGCUGUUAACAUCCAUGGUACACAUCAAGGAGCCAUCGGGUAUAUCCCCCAUCAUUUCAAGCGUGCGGAUAAAAUCCGUAGUAUCCUGCACAAAGGAGCGCAUCCCACUCACUAACGGUGGCAGAUGUAUAUCCACAAAUUUAGAUAAGGGCUGCAAUAUCGACCCACACCCAGAAACAAUGGGGCGCCCUGGUGGAUUCCACAGGUCCUUAUGGAUCUUAGGCAACAGAUAGAUGAAAGGGGUCUUAGGGUUAUCCACAUUGAGGAAAUUGAAAUCUCUCUUCUCAAUCAACCCAUCCUCUAAAGCCUUCCUAGUAAUCCCAUCUAUUAUAGCACAUAGCUCACCUGCUGGAUCACCAUCAAGGAUCCUGUAAUGGUGCAUGUUUGAUAAUUGUUGAUCCAUUUCCGCUACGUAUUUUUGAGUAUCCAUAACCACCAGGGCACCUCCUUUGUCGGCUGGUCUAAUCGAUAGAGAGUUGUCCUCUUUCAGCUCACGAAGUGUCAGCAUUUCACUUCUAUUUAAAUUUUAUUUAUGCUUCCUUUUCCAUUGAAUCUUAUCUAUGUCCAUCUGGCAGGAUCUGACGAAAAUCUCAAUACUGGCAUUAGUCAGAGAAGGCAGAAAUCUACUCUUAGGUCUGCACUUCGCUCGGUCAUAUUUAGUAGACUCUGCUUUCUCCCUCUGCUGAUCUUGGUCCAUCUGGUAAUCCUGUAAAUGAAAAAAUCCCUUUAAGCGAACCGUCCUGAAAAAACGCAACAUCACAAUAUCGGUAUAUAAUUUAUCCCCAGAAUAAGUAGGAACAAACCCAAACCCUCUUUCCAGUACACUUACUUGUGAUGACAAAUGCUGACACUUCGUUUUGCUCGAGAUAUUGAUUACUUUAUAAAGCUGGCACACCCUAAAUCUCUUAGUCUAACUUCUUUAUCUGUCCUUGUCCCCGUCACAUCCUCGUAGCAUGAUUCCUUUUUUCACCCAUACUGAAGCCGAAGUGAAAUACUAAAAUGUUUAUUUCAUUAACAUAUUCUUUUCCAAAUUUCUGUUCCUGUUUUCAGAGAGAAACGUUUCCAUGUUACAAAGAGAUUGUGCAUCUUUAUUCUGAUGCCACCGCAGCUGCCCAUGAAUUUGAAAUGCAGCCACAUGCUGGAGUACAAUAUGAUAAGCUCUCAUCAAGACAACCGUGGUGCCAGUGUUCAAAAUGCCCUCAAAGGAAAGAGUUUGAAAAUCAGCUUUGUUGUAGAUCAAAGAACGGAGACUGUAUAACCACAUCUGAUAUGUUUAUAGAACUGGUUCUGUCAAGAAAGAGACUGUUAUACACACUCCAAUAUAACAAUCCUCUGUUAAAACCAAAUUCUCUAAGCAAUAUUGAACUAUCUGAAUGUGCAAAGCGACAGUACAUCCAGUGGCGUUUUGGGUCAAACUUGGAUGUAUUGGACUUUGCCGUGAUACCAAGCUGUUGUAUAGCUGAGAUUAAAAGAGUACUCAAAGAGGGUUUUGCCAAAACUUCAACUUGAUAUUUAUACAUCUUCCUUACCCAAUGAGCUUGAGGCCACAUAUCAUCAUGUUUUUACUUUUUAGACAAAAAAAUCUAGGUUAUUUUUUUCGAGCACCUCAGGUAUAGAUAAACAAUACACAAACAUAAAAAUGCAUUCCUAAUCAUCCAGCAAAGAGAGAAUUAACAAAUAAAAUAUUUAACGAUGACAUUCCAGGCCAGAGACACCAAAAAAAGGUCAUAUAAAACAUAUAGCGCAUAUGAAGUGUUUACUAUUUUGAAACUUGAUAAAAGUGCAUGUAACAAUAUAUUUCCAUAUAAACUAGAGGAGGACAUAAUCUAAAUAACCCUAUCAGUAAUGAAGCAGAGAGCAGCACAACACAGAGAUACUUAAACAAAAAAUCAAUAAUGUAAUAAAAAAAGAUUGGUCCCCAAUUAUCAUCAUGUUGGGGCUCAACAAGUUACCCCUACCUUAUCCGAAGGUGAAGGCUAGUUACAGUUGAACCGAGUCAUGCCCAUACUCCCGGGCUCAUAUAUUUAACACACCUUACAGGUUCAGCCCAGUAUACCGUGGCCUACAAGAUGCUGAGUCGUCUGGGCCUGUUCUUCGACCCCACAAUUGAGGCCCAGGAGAUGCCUGGGCUCCUGUGCCCAUAAUAUGGCUAAAAUGUCUGUAUAUCUUUACACAUUAGUUUUAUGAAGUGAAACUUGUCAGUGAUUGGUUGGCUUCCAAGCCAAACAAUCAUAGUGCUCUUACUGAGAAUUUAAGGCAGGGAAGAUCUUUAUAAUAGCUUUACCUGCUUUGAACUAACAUAGAUUGAACUAACAUAGAUUUUUAAAUUUUUAUCUUCAUCUUUUUUCACAAAUCAGGUCUUCUUUAUAUUUAUUUUAAUAAGUUGGGACAAAUUAUAAUGGUUUUAUUAUAUCUAUUGGGAUAAAGGAAAAAUUUUAUUUUUUUUAGACAUAUUUUGGGCUACUGGCUUAGAGCUUAUGUACUUCCCACUGUGUGAGGUGAACUUUAUUGGCCCAAGUUGCUGAACAUCUUCUGUGCUCAUAAAGUUCUCCCUGGGUGAUUAGACUUUACCAAAUGCUUAGUCAUCCUCCCAGAAUUUGUCCCUACCUACCUUGUAAUUACCCUUAAUCCCUACCUACCUUGUAAUUACCCUUAAUCCUGCUGCACAUGAGGUGAAGGACGGGGUAGGGCCACUCGUUGAGUUCCUCUCUGGUAAUAUUUCUAUCCUGGAGACCCCAUCUUUUAUUUAUGUAUUUAAUAAUUAAAUUAUUAGAGUGAGAUGAUCAGUUCUCAGGGUGUGAACCAAUUGUCUCUCUUUAUAGAUUGUAUUGGGGACUGAGCAAUUGUUAGCUUGAUUUAUGUAUGUUUCCACCAAUCAGAGGCAGAUUUUAAAUUUUGAGAACUAAUGAUAGCUAAUAGCGAUACCUAAUAGUGAUACCUAAAAUUUAGUGACUAGCUAGCUAUUAAAAGCUUCCAUUAUACUCUGUGGGUGCCAUCACCAAUGAUGACAGCCAGUAAUUCCCAUUUGCUAGUUCUAAGAUUUUGUAUAAAAUUUUGUGCUAACAUCAAUUACAGCCAUUUUAGUAAGAGAAGAACAAGCACGUCAAGCAAGAAGUUUUCUGUUCAUAACAAAAAUCAUUGCAUUAUUUCAUCCUUUAAUGUAAUGUUUGUGUAACAUGAUAUUUUACUAAGUGUUUAAUAUAGGCAAACUGUUGUUUUACAUCUCAUUUCAUUUUUUUAUGCUUGUUUUAUUAAUUAAAAG